Messenger RNA from Coregonus sp. 'balchen', 56066 nucleotides. The record is from the annotation of a GenBank genome assembly. Lineage: Eukaryota; Metazoa; Chordata; Actinopteri; Salmoniformes; Salmonidae.
AGUCUGACUGAUGUUCUAAACUACGGCCUGUUCCAACCGGCCUUCAACGGACGAGCUGGGAAGUUCCUAGACGAGGAACGACUGCUGAAAGACUACCCUCUACCCCCCAUCACUCCUAUUCCCUACCUAGAGGUACCCUCUACCCCCCAUCACUCCUAUUCCCUACCUAGAGGUACCCUCUACCCCCCAUCACUCCUAUUCCCUACCUAGAGGUACCCUCUACCCCCAUCACUCCUAUUCCCUACCUAGAGGUACCCUCUACCCCCCAUCACUCCUAUUCCUACCUAGAGGGUACCCUCUACCCCCCAUCACUCCUAUUCCAACCUAGAGGUACCCUCUACCCCCCCAUCACUCCUAUUCCCUACCUAGAGGACCCUCUAACCCCCCAUCACUCCUAUUCCCUACCUAGAGGUACCCUCUACCCCCCAUCACUCCUAUUCCCUACCUAGAGGUACCCUCUACCCCCCCCAUCACUCCUAUUCCCUACCUAGAGGUACCCUCUACCCCCCCAUCACUCCUAUUCCCUACCUAGAGGUACCCUCUACCCCCCAUCACUCCUAUUACCCCGACCUAGAGGUACCCUCUACCCCCCCAUCACUCCUAUUCCCUACCUAGAGGUACCCUCUACCCCCCAUCACUCCUAUUCCCUACCUAGAGGUACCCUCUACCCCCCCAUCACUACUAUUCCCUACCUAGAGGUACCCUCUACCCCCAUCACUCCUAUUCCCCUACCCUAGAGGUACCCCUCUACCCCCAAUCACUACUAUUCCCUACCUAGAGGUACCCUCUACCCCCCAUCACUCCUAUCCCUACCUAGAGGUACCUCUACCCCCCAUCACUCCUAUUCCCUACAUAGAGGUACCCCUCUAGCCCCCAUCACUCCUAUUCCCUACCUAGAGGUACCCUCUACCCCCCAUCACUCCUAUUCCCUACCUAGAGGUACCCUCUACCCCCCAUCACUCCUAUCCCUACCUAGAGGUACCCUCUACCCCCAUCACUCCUAUUCCCUACCUAGAGGUACCCUCUACCCCCCAUCACUCCUAUUCCCUACCUAGAGGUACCCUCUACCCCCAUCACUCUAUUCCCUACCUAGAGGUAACCCUCUACCCCCCAUCACUCCUAUUCCCUACACUAGAGGUACCCUCUACCCCCCAUCACUCCUAUUCCCUACCUAGAGGUACCCUCUACCCCCCAUCACUCCUAUUCCCUACCUAGAGGUACCCUCUACCCCCAUCACUCCUAUUCCCUACCUAGAGGUACCCUCUACCCCCCAUCACUCCUAUUCCCUACCUAGAGGUACCCUCUACCCCCCAUCAUCCUAUUCCCUACCUAGAGGUACCCUCUACCCCCAUCACUCCUAUUCCCUACCUAGAGGUACCCUCUACCCCCCAUCACUCCUAUUCCCUACCUAGAGGUACCCUCUAACCCCCCAUCACUCCUAUUCCCUACCUAGAGGUACCCUCUACCCCCCAUCACUCCUAUUCCCUACCUAGAGGUACCCUCUACCCCCCAUCACUCCGAUUCCCUACUAGAGGUACCCUCUACCCCCCAUUCACUCCUAUUCCCUACCUAGAGGUACCCUCUACCCCCCAUCACUCCUAUUACCCUACCUAGAGGUACCCUCUACCCCCCAUCACUCCUAUUCCCUACCUAGAGGUACCCUCUACCCCCCACAUCCUGAUCCCUACCUUCGAGGUACCCUCUUACCCCCAUCAUCCUAUUCCCUACCUAGAGGUACCCUCUACCCCCCAUCACUCCUAUUCCCUACCUAGAGGUACCCUCUACCCCCCAUCACUCCUAUUCCCUACCUAGAGGUACCCUCUACCCCCCAUCACUCCUAUUCCCUACCUAGAGGUACCCUCUACCCCCCAUCACUUCCUAUUCCCUACCUAGAGGUACCCUCUACCCCCCAUCAUCCUAUUCCCUACCUAGAGGUACCCUCUACCCCCCCAUCACUCCUAUUCCCUACCUAGAGGGUACCCUCUACCCCCCAUCACUCCUAUUCCCUACCUAGAGGUACCCUCUACCCCCCAUCACUCCUAUCCCUACCUAGAGGUACCCUCUACCCCCCAUCACUCCUAUUCCCUACCUAGAGGUACCCUCUACCCCCAUCACUCCUAUUCCCUACCUAGAGGUACCCUCUACCCCCAUCACUCCUAUUCCCUACCUAGAGGUACCCUCUACCCCCCAUCACUCCUAUUCCCUACCUAGAGGUACCCUCUACCCCCCCAUCACUCCUAUUCCCUACCUAGAGGUACCCUCUACCCCCCAUCACUCCUAUUCCCUACCUAGAGGUACCCUCUACCCCCAUCACUCCUAUUCCCUACCUAGAGGUACCCUCUACCCCCCAUCACUCCUAUUCCCUACCUAGAGGUACCCUCUACCCCCCAUCACUCCUAUUCCCUACCUAGAGGUACCCUCUACCCCCCAUCACUCCUAUUCCCUACCUAGAGGUACCCCUACCCCCAUCACUCCUAUUCCCUACCUAGAGGUAAACCCUUACCCCCAUCACUCCUAUUCCCUACCUAGAGGUACCCUCUACCCCCCAUCACUCCUAUUCCCUACCUAGAGGUACCCUCUACCCCCCAUCACUCCUAUUCCCUACCUAGAGGUACCCUCUACCCCCAUCACUCCUAUUCCCUACCUAGAGGUACCCUCUACCCCCAUCACUCCUAUUCCCUACCUAGAGGUACCCUCACCCCCAUCACUCUAUUCCCUACCUAGGUACCCUCUACCCCCAUCACUCCUAUUCCCUACCUAGAGGUACCUCUACCCCCCAUCACUCCUAUUCCCUACCUAGAGGUACCCUCUACCCCCCCAUCACUCCUAUUCCCUACCUAGAGGUACCCUCUACCCCCAUCACUCCUAUUCCCUACCUAGAGGUACCCUCUACCCCCCAUCACUCCUAUUCCCUACCUAGAGUACCCUCUACCCCCAUCAACUCCUAUUCCCUACCUAGAGGUACCCUCUACCCCCCAUCACUCCUAUUCCCUACCUAGAGGUACCUUCUACCCCCCAUCACUCCUAUUCCCUACCUAGAGGUACCCUCUACCCCCAUCACUCCUAUUCCCUACCUAGAGGUUACCCUCUACCCCCCCCCAUCACUCCUAUUCCCUACCUAGAGGUACCCUCUACCCCCCAUCACUCCUAUUCCCUACCUAGAGGUACCCUCUACCCCCCAUCACUCCUAUUCCCUACCUAGAGGUACCCUCUACCCCCAUCACUCCUAUUCCCUACCUAGAGGUACCCUCUACCCCCAUCACUCCUAUUCCUACCUAGAGGUACCCUCUACCCCCCCCAUCACUCCUAUUCCCUACCUAGAGGUACCCUCUACCCCCCAUCACUCCUAUUCCCUACCUAGAGGUACCCUCUACCCCCCCAUCACUCCUAUUCCCUACCUAGAGGUACCCUCUACCCCCCAUCACUCCUUUCCUACCUAGAGGUACCCUCUACCCCCAUCACUCCUAUUCCCUACCUAGAGGUACCCUCUACCCCCCAUCACUCCUAUUCCCUACCUAGAGGUACCCUCUACCCCAACACACCAUACGUACACCCUACAACCUACACCCUAUACCAUGCAUACACCCUACAACCUACACACUACACCCUAUACCAUACAUACACCCUACAACCUACACACUACGCCCUAUACCAUACAAACACCCUACACCCUACACACUACACCCUAUACCAUACAUACACCCUACACCCUACACACUACACCCUAUACCAUACAUACACCCUACACCCUACACCCUACACACUAUGCUCUAUACCAUACAUACACCCUACACCUACACACUACGACCUAUAACAUACAUACACCCUACAACCUACACACUACACCCUAUACCAUACAUACACCCUACAACCUACACACUACACCCUAUACCAUACAUACACCCUACAACCUACACACUAUACCCUAUACCAUACAUACACCCUACAACCUACACACUAUACUCUAUACCAUACAUACACCCUACACCCUACACACUACGCCCUAUACCAUACAUACACCCUACACCCUACAACCUACACACUACACCCUAUACCAUACAUACACCCUACACCCUACACCCUACACACUACGCCCUAUACCAUACAUACACCCUACAACCUACACACUACACCCUAUACCAUACAUACACCCUACACCCUACACCCUACACACUACGCCCUAUACCAUACAUACACCCUACAACCUACACACACCAAACCAAAAACUAUAAAUGUUGAAACUGUUAAAAAAAAUCACUAAUUGGGUUGUUUGUGUUUGUGUGUGGCUGUUUGUGUUUGUUUGUGUGUGGCUGUUUGUGUGUGUGUGUGUGUGUGUGGCUGUUUGUGUGUGUUUGUUUGUGUGUGUGUGUGUGUGUGUGUGUGUGUGUGUGUGUGUGUGUGUGUGUGUGUGUGUGUGUGUGUGUGUGUGUGUGUGUGUGUGUGUGUGUGUGUGAGUCAUUGUAGUUUCGCUAUAAGAGGCGUGUUUACACUCAGAGCUAUGUGGACGACAAGCAGCUAGCAAAGCUCCAUACCAAGGUAAGACCAUACACACACGUGCCAGCCCUACUCUCGCUCUCCCUCUCCUUUCUCUGUCUCUCAAGCCAACCUUUAGAAGUUGAUGGAGUAUGUAUCUGUUUCUCAGGCCAACCUAAAGAAGUUUAUGGAGUAUGUCUACCAGCGCAACGUUGACAAAGUCUCCAGGUUCUUGGAGAAAGGCCUUGAUCCUAAUUUUCAUGAUGCUGACACAGGAGGUGAGGAAACACACACACACACAGAAUCACACACUGAAUUAUGUCCAUCACUCAUCACUAAGCCUCAGUGUUUUUAUAGCUGAAAGUGUGUGUGUGUGUGUGUGUGUGUGUGUGUGUGUGUGUGUGUGUGUGUGUGUGUGUGUGUGUGUGUGUGUGUGUGUGUGUGUGUGUGUGUGUGUGUGUGUGUGUGUGUGUGUGUGUGUGUGUGUGUGUGUGUGUGUGUAUAGAAUGCCCCCUAACCCUGGCGGUACAGCUAGAGGGCAGUGCAGAACUGAUUAAAAUUCUGAGGAGUGGAGGAGCUCACCUGGACUUCAGGACUAGAGACGGAAUCACAGCGCUGCACAGAGCUGUUCUCUCUAGGAACCACACAGCACUCACAGUGAGUACGCCACACAGCACUCACAGUGAGUACGCACACACACAUGCAUACACACCCCUGUGUGUUUUUGUUUUAAGCGUAAUGUGUGUGUUGCAGACUGUGUUGGCCCUGGGUGCAUCUCCAGACUAUAGGGACAGUCGUGGGUUAACUCCUUUGUACCACUGUGCCAUGGUGGGGGGAGACCCGUACUGCUGUGAACUGCUGCUACAUGAACACGCUGUCAUAGGCAGCACCGACGAGAAUGGCUGGCAGGAGAUACACCAGGUAACACACACACCAAGGUUAUUAUAGUUCUGUUGUUAUUUCUAUUAGUUCAUAUUUUGAUUUGAAGUUUAGUUUCAGUUCGUUUUCAAAUCCACUUGACUAGUUUGUAAUUAGUUUGAGUUGUAUCAUUUCUAUUUAGUUUUAGUGUAAGGUUCGGGACAGAAAGUAGCCUAUGGGAAGAUCUCAACUCCUCGCGUCCUCUCUCCUCAGCUCCUUCUCAAAACCCAUUGGAUGAGAAGCCAGAGGUCUCUCCCCUCUCACUUUCUCCUCCAAUGGGUUUUGUGUGGGAGGCUAGGAGCCAUUUAUGUGUGGAAUAGUUUUGGUGUUUUGGGGAUGUCACUUCUUGCCACUGUGGGGCAGUAAUGCAGAAGGUGAUGGGUCAGUUCAGAGGUCAGAGGUUAGAUUAUGGUUUAAAGGUAGACUCAGCAAGAUGACAUAGACCCGUGGUCACCAACCCGAUUGAUCGUGAUCGACUGGUUGAUCUCCGUAGACCAGUGGUCACCAACCGAUUGAUCGUGAUCGACUGGUUGAUCUCCGUAGACCAGUGGUCACCAACCGAUUGAUCGUGAUCGACUGGUUGAUCUCCGUAGACCAGUGGUCACCAACCGAUUGAUCGUGAUCGACUGGUUGAUCUCCGUAGACCAGUGGUCACCAACCGAUUGAUCGUGAUCGACUGGUUGAUCUCCGUAGACCAGUGGUCACCAACCGAUUGAUCGUGAUCGACUGGUUGAUCUCCGUAGACCAGUGGUCACCAACCGAUUGAUCGUGAUCGACUGGUUGAUCUCCGUAGACCAGUGGUCACCAACCGAUUGAUCGUGAUCGACUGGUUGAUCUCCGUAGACCAGUGGUCACCAACCGAUUGAUCGUGAUUGACUGGUUGAUCUCCGUAGACCAGUGGUCACCAACCGAUUGAUCGUGAUCGACUGGUUGAUCUCCGUAGACCAGUGGUCACCAACCGAUUGAUCGUGAUCGACUGGUUGAUCUCCAAGGCAUUCCUAGUCGAUCACCAAAGCCUUGCAUUCCUAUUGGUUGAUUUUUUUGUUUCUUGCUGUUCGCAGUAGGUGCACUUGAUUCAGCAGCCAUAGCACCGGGAAGGCAAAGUGUUCCCAUCUUGAAUCAUUUCAUGUCUGAAGGUAGAACUCCGCCUACCUGGCAGGCCCAGAGAGCAAAUCAAGUGCACCUAUAGGUCUACCGCUGGCCAAUCAGAUAGCUCAGAUCACCGUGUCUGCACAGUUUCCUCGAGUCAUAGACUGUAAAAAGAAGUCUCGAGCGCACAGCAAAGAUGAUACUGUCAGAAUUAAAAACAUGUAAAACCAUGACUAGAGAGACUCAACGAAUCCAGCAAAGAGCUGCUGUUUUUAUGUGGAAGUUCAUAUUUAAGUUGUUAUACAGCACUGUCAACACUUUGUUCAACACCUUUAUAAGCCAUAAAAUGCGCAUUCUCCCAACUUCCACACGCUAAAACCAGCACUGCAGCUGCAAUGACUGAGUAUAGCAAAGUGGUCCGAUAAGCUUUUUUAUUUUAUUUAUUUUUUAUUUAACCAGGUAAGCCAGUUGAGAACACGUUCUCAUUUACAACUGCGACCUGGCCAAGAUAAAGCAAAGCAGUGCGAUAAAAACAACAACACAGAGUUACAUAUGGGGUAAAACAAAACAUAAAGUCAAAAAAUACAACAGAAAAUAUAUAUACAGUGUGUGCGAAUGUAGUAAGUUAUGGAGGUAAGGCAAUAAAUAGGCCAUAGUGCAAAAUAAUUACAAUUAGUAUUAACACUGGAAUGAUAGAUGUGCAAAAGAUGAUGUGCAAAUAGAGAUACUGGGGUGCAAAUGAGCAAAAUAAAUAACAAUAUGGGGAUGAGGUAGUUGGGUGGGCUAAUUUCAGAUGGGCUGUGUACAGGUGCAGUGAUCGGUAAGCUGCUCUGACAACUGAUGCUUAAAGUUAGUGAGGGAGAUAAGAGUCUCCAACUUCAGAGAUUUUUGCAAUUGGUUCCAGUCAUUGGCAGCUUGUGUUGUUAUUAGAGGCUUUUGUCUUUUUUAAUGAAGGAAUAUUUCACUUUCUCUGCUCAUAGGAGUAACAACAUGAAUUAGUGCAUGAGGCAGAAAUAAUGCAGUGCGACUUGAGUUUUGCCAUCAACUGGAAGACUGUGUCCCCUUUUCUCAGCGGAGGGAAGGAUGGCAGAGGGACGAUGAGUCGGGUGAGAGGCAGCCUCAGCGCUGCUCCCUCUCUCCCCUCAGACUGACCAUCAGAUGCAGGCCAUCAGUCAGCCUCACCGCUGCUCCCUCCCUCCCCUCAGACUGACCAUCAGGCCAUCAGUCAGCCUCAGCGCUGCUCCCUCCCUCCCCUCAGACUGACCAUCAGGUCAUCAGUCAGCCUCACCGCUGCUCCCUCCCUCCCCUCAGACUGACCAUCAGGCCAUCAGUCAGCCUCACCGCUGCUCCCUCUCUCCCCUCAGACUGACCAUCAGGCCAUCAGGCAGCCUCACCGCUGCUCCCUCUCUCCUCUCAGACUGACCAUCAGAUGCAGGCCAUCAGUCAGCCUCAGCGCUGCUCCCUCCCUCCCCUCAGACUGACCAUCAGUCCAUCAGGCAGCCUCACCGCUGCUCCCUCCCUCCCCUCAGACUGACCAUCAGAUGCAGGCCAUCAGUCAGCCUCAGCGCUGCUCCCUCCCUCCCCUCAGACUGACCAUCAGUCCAUCAGGCAGCCUCACCGCUGCUCCCUCUCUCCCCUCAGACUGACCAUCAGAUGCAGGCCAUCAGUCAGCCUCAGCGCUGCUCCCUCCCUCCCCUCAGACUGACCAUCAGUCCAUCAGGCAGCCUCACCGCUGCUCCCUCCCUCCCCUCAGACUGACCAUCAGAUGCAGGCAGCCUCACCGCUGCUCCCUCUCUCCCCUCAGACUGACCAUCAGGCCAUCAGGCAGCCUCACCGCUGCUCCCUCUCUCCCCUCAGACUGACCAUCAGAUGCAGGCCAUCAGUCAGCCUCACCGCUGCUCCCUCUCUCCCCUCAGACUGACCAUCAGGCCAUCAGUCAGCCUCACCGCUGCUCCCUCUCUCCCCUCAGACUGACCAUCAGGCCAUCAGGCAGCCUCACCGCUGCUCCCUCUCUCCCCUCAGACUGACCAUCAGAUGCAGGCCAUCAGUCAGCCUCACCGCUGCUCACUUAGCUGUGCCUUACAAGUAAUACAACAAAUGAUCUAUUACCAAUGUCUAAAUGGUCUGAGAAGAACAACAUUGGCAGGUCAAUUCAAGCGUAGGCAAUAUCCAGUGAUAAUGUACUGGGCCUAUAGCCUACUGCACAAACCUCAUGUCACGGCUGUCAGUGAGAUGCGGUUGAAGAAGUCAGGCGCAGGACACGGAACUCUCGGAAACGUACUUUAAUCCCAUAUUGAAAAGAUGAACACAGAAUAACUCCACACAGGGAGGAAAUAACCCGCUCACAAACGACAUACGUGAAGGGAAACAAUCACACACAAGAUAACGAUGAGAGACAGGGGUAAUUCUAGGGCAACAAUCAAACAUAAUGAUGAACAGGUGUAAACAAUACAGACAAGACUAGACAGACACCGAUAAUAUCGAUCGGCAGUAGCUAGUACUCCGGGGACGACGAACACCGAAGCCUGCCCGAGCAAGGAGGAGGAGCAGCCUCGGCAGAAUCCGUGACAGUACCCCCCCCUUGACGCGCGGCUCCAGCCGUGCGCCGACCCCGGCCUCGGGGACGGCCAGGAGGACGCGGAGCAGGGCGAGUAGGAUGACUCCGGUGGAACUCUGUCAACAGGGAGGGAUCUAGGAUGUCCCUCCUAGGGACCCAGCACCGUUCCUCCGGACCGUACCCCUUCCAUUCCACGAGAUACUGCAGACCCCCCAUCCGACGCCUCGAAUCCACGAUGGAACGGACUGAGUACGCCGGAGCCCCUUCGAUGUCUAGUGGGGGCGGAGGGGCCUCUCGUAUCUCAUUCUCCUGGAGUGGACCAGCUACCACUGGCCUGAGGAGAGACACAUGGAACGAGGGGUUAAUGCGAUAAUUAAUAGGCAGUUUUAACCUAUAACAUACCUCGUUCAAUCUCCUCAGGACUUUAAAUGGCCCCACAAACCGCUGACCCAGCUUCCGGCAGGGCAGGUGAAGGGGCAGGUUUCGGGUCGAGAGCCAGACCCGAUCUCCCGGUGCAUAAACCGGACCCUCACUGUGGUGGCGAUCGGCGCUCGCCUUUUGCCGUCUGAUGGUCCGCUGCAGAUGGACAUGCGCAGCGUUCCAUGUCUCCUCCGAGCGCCGAAACCGUUCAUCCACCGCAGGGGCCUUGAUCUGGCUCUGAUGCCAGGGUGCCAGAACCGGCUGAUAGCCCAACACACACUGAUUAGUGGAGGAGUGGCGGAGUGAGUUUUGGGCUAUCUCUGCCCAGGGAAUAUACCCCGACCACUCCUCCUGCUGGUCCUGGCAAUAGGACCUCAGAAACCUACCCACAUCCUGGUUUACUCUCUCCACCUGCCCAUUACUCUCGGGGUGAAAACCAGAGGUAAGGCUGAUCGAGACCCCCAAACGUUCCAUAAACGCCCUCCAAACUCUAGAGGUGAACUGGGGACCCCGAUCAGACACUAUGUCCUCAGGCACCCCGUAGUGCCGGAAAACGUGAGUAAACAGGGCCUCGGCUGUUUGUAGGGCUGUAGGAAGACCUGGCAUAGGGAUGAGACGGCAGGCCUUAGAAAACCGAUCCACAACGACCAAGAUCGUGGUAUUCCCCUGGGAGGGGGGAAGGUCCGUGACAAAAUCCACCGACAGGUGAGACCACGGCCGUUGUGGAACGGGUAGGGGUUGUAACUUCCCUCUGGGCAGGUGUCUAGGUGCCUUACACUGGGCGCACACCGAGCAGGAAGAAACGUAAACCCUCACGUCCCUGGCUAAGGUGGGCCACCAGUACUUCCCACUAAGACAGUGCACCGUCCGACCAAUACCCGGAUGACCAGAGGAGGGUGACGUGUGAGCCCAAUAAAUCAGUCGGUCACGGACCUCGAGCGGCACGUACCUCCGUCCUUCUGGACACUCUGGGGGAGUAGGGUCGGUACGUAACGCCCGCUCGAUUUCCGUGUCGACCUCCCACACCACCGGUGCCACUAGACAAGACUCCGGUAGUAUGGGAGUGGGCUCAAUGGACCUCUCCUCUGUGUCAUAUAGUCGGGACAGGGCGUCUGCCUUAGCGUUCUGUGACCCUGGGAUAUAAGUGAUCUUAAAUACAAACCGGGCAAGAAACAUGGCCCACCUAGCCUGACGAGGGUUCAGUCUCCUCGCUGCCCGGAUGUACUCCAGGUCACGAUGGUCAGUCAGAAUGAGAAAAGGGUGGUUAGCCCCCUCAAGCCAAUGUCUCCACACCUUCAGGGCGUGGACCACCGCUAGCAGCUCCCUGUCCCCCACGUCAUAAUUGCGUUCCGCCGGACUGAGCUUCUUGGAAUAGAAAGCACAGGGGCGGAGUUUUGGAGGCGUGCCCGAGCGCUGAGACAGUAUAGCACCGAUCCCCGCCUCGGACGCAUCCACCUCCACUUGGAACGCCAAAGAGGGAUCCGGAUGUGCCAGCACCGGAGCCGAGGUGAACAAAUCCUUCAAAUGACUAAACGCCCUGUCCGCCUCAGCCGACCACUGCAAACGCACCGGGCCCCCCUUUAGCAGGGAGGUAAUGGGAGCUGCUACCUGUCCAAAACCCCGGAUAAACCUCCGGUAGUAAUUGGCAAAACCCAAAAAACGCUGCACCUCCUUUACCGUAGUGGGAGUCUGCCAAUUACGCACGGCUGAAAUGCGGUCAACCUCCAUCUCCACCCCUGACGCAGACAACCGGUGUCCCAGGAAGGAGAUGGACUCCUGGAAAAACAGACAUUUCUCUGCCUUCACAUACAGGUAAUGCUCCAACAGUCUACCCAGCACCCGACGUACCAGGGACACAUGCUCGGUACGUGUAGCGGAGUAUAUCAGGAUGUCAUCAAUAUACACCACUACCCCCCGUCCAUGCAAAUCCCGGAAAAUCUCGUCCACAAAUGAUUGGAAGACUGAAGGAGCAUUCAUUAGACCGUAUGGCAUGACGAGGUACUCAUAGUGACCCGAGGUGGUACUGAAUGCUGUCUUCCACUCAUCUCCUUCCCGAAUGCGCACCAGGUUGUAAGCGCUCCUGAGAUCCAAUUUUGUGAAGAAGCGCGCCCCGUGUAAUGACUCCGUCAUACUAGCAAUCAGAGGGAGAGGAUAGCUGUAUUUAAUAGUGAUCUGAUUGAGACCACGGUAAUCAAUACACGGGCGUAAACCCCCAUCCUUCUUCUUCACAAAAAAGAAACUCGAGGACGCAGGGGAAGUGGACGGCCGUAUGUAUCCCUGUCUCAAGGAUUCGGCGAUGUAUGUCUCCAUAGCGGCCGUCUCCUCCUGAGACAGAGAAUACACAUGGCUACGAGGGAGCGCAGCGCCUGCCUGGAGGUCUAUCGCACAAUCCCCCUGUCUAUGAGGUGGUAAUUGAGUCGCCCUCUUCUUACUGAAGGCGAGUGCCAAAUCUGUAUACUCAGGAGGAAUGUGCAGUGCGGGCAUUUGGUUCGGACUUUCCACCGUUGUCGCCCCUACGGAAACACCUAUACACCGCCCGACACACUGAUCAGACCAUCCCUUGAGAGCCCUCUGUUGCCAUGAAAUGUUGGGGUCAUGAGAUGUUAACCAGGGAAGACCCAACACCACAGGAAAUGCAGGAGAGUCAAUCAAAUACAACUGAAUAAUCUCCUCAUGGCCCUUCUGCGUCUUCAUCUUAAGUGGCGCUGUGAACUCCCUAAUCAAUCCCGACCCCAAACCAGAGGCUAUAGUGGCUCAUCGUGCUCUAGCGACUCCUUGUGGCGGGUUGGGCGCCUGCAGGCUGACUCCGGUUGUCAGUUGGAUGGUGUUUCCUCCGACACAUUGGUGUGGCUGGCUUCCAGGUUAAGCGGGCGGGUGUUAACGGGUCAUGUUUCGGAGGACGCAUGACUCGACCUUCGCCUCUCCCGAGCCCGUUGGGGAGUUGCAGCGAUGAGACAAGAUCGUAAUAUCAUGAAAUGGGGGUAGAAAAAAGACAAAAGCCUCUAAUAACAACACAAACUUAUCGGACCACUUUGCUAUACUCAGUCAUUGCAGCUGCAGUGCUGGUUUUAGCGUGUGGAAGUUGGGAGAAUGCGCAUUUUAUGGCUUAUAAAGGUGUUGAACAAAGUGUUGACAGGGCUGGAUAACAACUUAAAUAUGAACUUCCACAUAAAAACAGCAGCUCUUUGCUGGAUUCGUUGAGUCUCUCUCUUUUUAAAUCUCACAGUAUCAUCUUUGCCAUGCGCUUAAGGCUUCUUUUUACAGUCAAUGGCUCGAGGAAAUCUGAGCUAUCUGAUUGGCCACUUUGCCUUACCGACGCUAGGGCUGCUGAAUCAAGUGAACCUACCGCCAACAGUGCAAGAAAAAACAAAAAUAAAACUAGGAAUGCCUUGGAGAUCGACCAGUCGAUCGCGAUUAACCUGUUGGUGACCACUGGUGUAGAGAAUCAAUGUACUAUCUAAAUUGCAGUGAAAUAUCCCUUCAAAAAUAUUGUAUUUUCACCUGUUUGAAGCUGGUGUACAAACCGAAAGUAAAUUAAUGACAGAUCUAUAACUCAUAUUUCUAUAUGAAUUUGGUCGGGUCACCCAAAAAGUGACAUAUUACAAACCUCACGCAGAGACAUAAAAAUGGUAAGUUCAUCUGACUCUGGGGAAUUACGUAAAAGACCUCAUUGCCAAAUUCCAGAAGUAUCAAUUUAAUCAAUAGGCUUUCUCAACCUGUUGUCUACAAAAAAAAAGGGAAAAUAGGAACAUCUAUGUGACGUGUUGUUUCUCUCUAGACGUGUUGUCAUGGUAACAUUUAUGUGACGUGUUAUUUCUCUCCAGGUGUUUCGUCAUGGUAACAUGCAUGUGACGUGUUGUUUCUUUCCAGGCAUGUCGUCAUGGGAACGUACAGCACCUGGAACAUCUGCUGUUUUACGGAGCCGACAUGAGCUCCCAGAAUGCCUCAGGAAACACUGCCCUGCACCUGUGUGGUCUAUACAACCAGGUAACACUACACCUGUGUGUUCUAUACAAACUAAAACCGUGUGUUCUUAUACAACCGGGUUUAAAACACUACACCUGUUGUUCUAUACAACCAGGAAACACUACACCUGUGUGUUCUAUACAACCAGGUAACACUACACCUGUGGUUAUACAACCAGGUAAACAUACACCUGUGUUCUAUACAACCAGGUAAAAACUACACCUGUUGUUUCUAUACAACCAGGUAACACUACACCUGUGUGUUCUAUACAACCAGGUAACACUACCCCUGUGUGUUUAUACAACCAGGUAACACUACACCUGUGGUCUAUACAACCAGGUAACACUACACCUGUGGUCUAUACAACCAGGUAACAUACACCUGUGGUCUAUACAACCGGGGACACUACACCUGUGGUCUAUACAACCAGGUAACACUACACCUGUGGUCUAUACAACCAGGUAAACACUACACCUGUGGUUCUAUACAACCAGGUAACACUACACCUGUGGUCUAUACAACCAGGUAACACUACACCUGUUUUGUUCUAUACAACCAGGUAACACUACACCUGUGUUCUAUACAACCAGGUAACACUACACCUGUGUGUUCUAUACAACCAGGUAAACACUACACCUGUGUGUUCUAUACAACCAGGUAACACUACACCUGUGGUUCUAUACAACCAGGUAACACUACACCUGUGGUUCUAUACAACCAGGUAACACUACACCUGUGUGUUCUAUACAACCAGGUAACACUACACCUGUGUGUCUAUACAACCAGGUAACACUACACCUGUGGUUCUAUACAACCAGGUAACACUACACCUGUGUGUUCUAUACAAACCAGGUAACACUACACCUGUGUGUUCUAUUACAACCAGGUAACACUACACCUGUGUUCUAUACAACCAGGUAACACUACACCUGUGUGUUCUAUACAACCAGGUAACACUACACCUGUGUGUUCUAUACAACCAGGUAACACUACACCUGUGUGUUCUAUACAACCAGGUAACACUACACCUGUGGUCUAUACAACCAGGUAACACUACACCUGUGGUCUAUACAACCAGGUAACACUACACCUGUGUGUUCUAUACAACCAGGUAACACUACAACCUGUGUGUUCUAUACAACCAGGUAACACUACACCUGUGGUCUAUACAACCAGGUAACACUACACCUGUGGUCUAUACAACCAGGUAACACUACACCUGUGUGUUCUAUACAACCAGGUAACACUACACCUGUGUGUUCUAUACAACCAGGUAAACACUACACCUGUGGUCUAUACACCAGGUAACACUACACCUGUGGUCUAUACAACCAGGUAACACUACACCUGUGUGGUCUAUACAACCAGGUAACACUACACCUGUGGUCAUACAACCAGGUAACACUACACCUGUGGUUCUAUACAACCAGGUAACACUACACCUGGUGGUCUAUACAACCAGUAACACUACACCUGUGGUCUAUACAACCAGGUAACACUACACCUGUGGUCUAUACAACCAGGUAACACUACACCUGGUGGUCUAUACAACCAGGUAAACACUACACCUGUGGUCUAUACAACCAGGUAACACUACACCUGUGUGGUCUAUACAACCAGGUAACACUACACCUGUGUUCUAUACAACCAGGUAACACUACACCUGUGUUCUAUACAACCAGGUAACACUACACCUGUGGUCUAUACAACCAGGUAACACUACACCUGUGUGGUCUAUACAACCAGGUAACACUACACCUGUGGUCUAUACAACCAGGUAACACUACACCUGUGUGUUCUAUACAACCAGGUAACACUACACCUGUGGUCUAUACAACCAGGUAACACUACACCUGUGGUCUAUACAACCAGGUAACACUACACCUGUGGUCUAUACAACCAGGUAACACUACACCUGUGGUCUAUAUAACCAGGUAACACUACACCUGUGGUCUAUACAACCAGGUAACACUACACCUGUGUGUUCUAUACAACCAGGUAACACUACACCUGUGGUCUAUACAACCAGGUAACACUACACCUGUGUGUUCUAUACAACCAGGUAACACUACACCUGUGGGUUCUAUACAACCAGGUAACACUACACCUGUGUGUCUAUACAACCAGGUAACACUACAACCUGUGUUCUAUACAACCAGGUAACACUACACCUGUGGUCUAUACAACCAGGUAACAAUAAACCUGUGUGUCUAUACAACCAGGUAACACUACACCUGUGUGUUCUAUACAACCAGGUAACACUACACCUGUGUGUUCUAUACAACCAGGUAACACUACACCUGUGUUCUAUACAACCAGGUAACACUACACCUGUGUUCUAUACAACCAGGUAACACUACACCUGUGUGUUCUAUACAACCAGGUAACACUACACCUGUGUUCUAUACAACCAGGUAACACUACACCUGUGUGUUCUAUACAACCAGGUAACACUACACCUGUGGUCUAUACAACCAGGUAACACUACACCUGUGUGUUCUAUACAACCAGGUAACACUACACCUGUGUGUUCUAUACAACCAGGUAACACUACACCUGUGUGUUCUAUACAACCAGGUAACACUACACCUGUGUGUCUAUACAACCAGGUAACACUACACCUGUGGUCUAUACAACCAGGUAACACUACACCUGUGGUCUAUACAACCAGGUAACACUACACCUGUGUGGUCUAUACAACCAGGUAACACUACACCUGUGUGGUCUAUACAACCAGGUAACACUACACCUGUGUGUUCUAUACAACCAGGUAACACUACACCUGUGUGGUCUAUACAACCAGGUAACACUACACCUGUGGUCUAUACAACCAGGUAACACUACACCUGUGGUCUAUACAACCAGGUAACACUACACCUGUGUGUUCUAUACAACCAGGUAACACUACACCUGUGUGGUCUAUACAACCAGGUAACACUACACCUGUGGUCUAUACAACCAGGUAACACUACACCUGUGUGUUCUAUACAACCAGGUAACACUACACCUGUGUGUUCUAUACAACCAGGUAACACUACACCUGUGUGUUCUAUACAACCAGGUAACACUACACCUGUGUUCUAUACAACCAGGUAACACUACACCUGUGGUCUAUACAACCAGGUAACACUACACCUGUGGUCUAUACAACCAGGUAACACUACACCUGUGGUCUAUACAACCAGGUAACACUACACCUGUGUGUUCUAUACAACCAGGUAACACUACACCUGUGUGGUCUAUACAACCAGGUAACACUACACCUGUGUGUUCUAUACAACCAGGUAACACUAUACCUGUGUGUUCUAUACAACCAGGUAACACUACACCUGUGGUCUAUACAACCAGGUAACACUACACCUGUGGUCUAUACAACCAGGUAACACUACACCUGUGUUCUAUACAACCAGGUAACAAUACACCUGUGGUCUAUACAACCAGGUAACACUACACCUGUGUGUUCUAUACAACCAGGUAACACUACACCUGUGUGUUCUAUACAACCAGGUAACACUACACCUGUGGUCUAUACAACCAGGUAACACUACACCUGUGGUCUAUACAACCAGGUAACACUACACCUGUGUUCUAUACAACCAGGUAACACUACACCUGUGGUCUAUACAACCAGGUAACACUACACCUGUGUGUUCUAUACAACCAGGUAACACUACACCUGUGUGUUCUAUACAACUAGGUAACACUACACCUGUGGUCUAUACAACCAGGUAACACUACACCUGUGGUCUAUACAACCAGGUAACACUACACCUGUGUGGUCUAUACAACCAGGUAACACUACACCUGUGUUCUAUACAACCAGGUAACACUACACCUGUGUGGUCUAUACAACCAGGUAACACUACACCUGUGUGUUCUAUACAACCAGGUAACACUACACCUGUGUUCUAUACAACCAGGUAACACUACACCUGUGUUCUAUACAACCAGGUAACAAUACACCUGUGGUCUAUACAACCAGGUAACACUACACCUGUGUGUUCUAUACAACCAGGUAACACUACACCUGUGUGUUCUAUACAACCAGGUAACACUACACCUGUGGUCUAUACAACCAGGUAACACUACACCUGUGGUCUAUACAACCAGGUAACACUACACCUGUGGUCUAUACAACCAGGUAACACUACACCUGUGGUCUAUACAACCAGGUAACACUACACCUGUGUGUUCUAUACAACCAGGUAACACUACACCUGUGUGUUCUAUACAACCAGGUAACACUACACCUGUGGUCUAUACAACCAGGUAACACUACACCUGUGGUCUAUACAACCAGGUAACACUACACCUGUGUGGUCUAUACAACCAGGUAACACUACACCUGUGUUCUAUACAACCAGGUAACACUACACCUGUGUGGUCUAUACAACCAGGUAACACUACACCUGUGUGUUCUAUACAACCAGGUAACACUACACCUGUGUUCUAUACAACCAGGUAACACUACACCUGUGGUCUAUACAACCAGGUAACACUACACCUGUGGUCUAUACAACCAGGUAACACUACACCUGUGUGUUCUAUACAACCAGGUAACACUACACCUGUGUUCUAUACAACCAGGUAAGCAGGGUUGCUAUGUGUGACUGACUGUGAUGUUUCCUUUCUCAGGACGGCUGUGCCAGAGUUCUGCUGUUCAGAGGAGCGAAUAAAGACAUUAAGAACUACAACAACCAGACAGCUUUUCAGGUAAUGAACUACAACACAGAAUGCAGUGUGACGUGGUAUAGUUUGAAUGCUUUUUUCUGACAAUGCUUCACUGUGGUUCCAAAUAGACAUGUAAAGUGUGUGUGUGUGUGUAGGUGGCCAUCAUUGCUGGGAAUUUUGACCUGGCAGAGAUCAUUAAGAUCCAUAAGGCCUCAGACGUAGGUGAGUCCAUCCACGACCCUGUGUGUUAGUGUCUGUGUGUGUUUGACCAUGUCGAUGUGUGUAACCUUGUUGCUCUGUGUCUCAGUGCCUUUCAGAGAGAGCCCUUCCUAUUCCUCAAAGCGCCGACGUCUGGGUGGGGCCAGUAAUGUUGGUGGGUGUGGCUUGUCAUCUCCCCGUUAUCUGAUUCGCUCAGCCAGCGACAACGCUCUUGAAAGCCCCGCCUCUUCUUCCCCUGGCCCAUCCCUCCACAGCCUGGAGAACACGCAAACUUCCAACCGGCAGACGGACAGACGGACAGACACACACAGCCUUCGCAGACAGACACGGCGCCUCAGGUACAGACAGACAGACAGACAGACACAGACAGACAGACAGACACAGACAGACAGAUAGACACACCCAAAGACAGACAGACAGACACAGACAGACAGAUAGACACACCCACAGACAGACAGACAGACAGACAGACACAGACAGACAGAUAGACACACCCACAGACAGACACACACAGCCUUUGCAGACAGACACGGCGCCUCAGGUACAGACAGACAGACAGACAGACAGACAGACAGACAGACAGACAGACAGACUCACCUGCCUGUGUGCUUGUUUGUGUGUGUAUGUCUGUGUUUGCAUGUGUGCAUGCCUAUGUGGUGUGUGUGUGUGUGUGUAUAGCCCCAGUGGCAGGCUACAGAGGGACCCCAGUCCGCCCCCAUCUCCCCCCAGCCCAGUGCAGCGUGGGAAACGUAGGCUGUACAGCGCCGUGCCGGGGAGAACGUUCAUCGCUACACGCUCUCACACACCGCAGGGUCCCGGAGAGAUUAGCCUGCAUCGUGGGGAGAGAGUCAAAGGUCAGACACUCCUCCUCUCUCUCCAAUCAGCUGUCUUCCCUCACUGGCCAAUCAGCUGUCCCAAUUCCCUGUCCAAUCUGCUGUCUCCUCCUCACUGUCCAAUCAACUGUUAGAGGAACCAGCAGACAGGGUUAGAGGAACCAACAGACAGGGUUAGAGGAACCAACAGACAGGGAACCAACAGACAGGGAACCAACAGACAGGGUUAGAGGAACCAGCAGACAGGGUUAGAGGAACCAACAGACAGGGUUAGAGGAACCAGCAGACAGGGAACCAACAGACAGGGUUAGAGGAACCAACAGACAGGGUUAGAGGAACCAACAGACAGGGUUAGAGGAACCAGCAGACAGGGUUAGAGGAACCAACAGACAGGGUUAGAGGAACCAACAGACAGGGUUAGAGGAACCAACAGACAGGGUUAGAGGAACCAACAGACAGGGUUAGAGGAACCAACAGACAGGGUUAGAGGAACCAACAGACAGGGAACCAACAGACAGGGUUAGAGGAACCAACAGACAGGGUUAGAGGAACCAACAGACAGGGUUAGAGGAACCAACAGACAGGGAACCAACAGACAGGGUUAGAGGAACCAACAGACAGGGUUAGAGGAACCAACAGACAGGGUUAGAGGAACCAACAGACAGGGUUAGAGGAACCAACAGACAGGGUUAGAGGAACCAACAGACAGGGAACCAACAGACAGGGUUAGAGGAACCACAGACAGGGUUAGAGGAACCAACAGACAGGGUUAGGGGAACCAACAGACAGGGUUAGGGGAACCAACAGACAGGGUUAGGGGAACCAACAGACAGGGUUAGAGGAACCAACAGACAGGGUUAGAGGAACCAACAGACAGGGUUAGAGGAACCAACAGACAGGGUUAGAGGAACCAGCAGACAGGGUUAGAGGAACCAACAGACAGGGUUAGAGGAACCAACAGACAGGGAACCAACAGACAGGGUUAGAGGAACCAACAGACAGGGUUAGAGGAACCAACAGACAGGGUUAGGGGAACCAACAGACAGGGUUAGAGGAACCAACAGACAGGGAACCAACAGACAGGGUUAGAGGAACUAGCAGACAGGGUUAGAGGAACCAACAGACAGGGUUAGAGGAACCAACAGACAGGGUUAGAGGAACCAGCAGACAGGGUUAGAGGAACCAACAGACAGGGUUAGAGGAACCAACAGACAGGGUUAGAGGAACCAACAGACAGGGAACCAACAGACAGGGUUAGAGGAACCAACAGACAGGGUUAGAGGAACCAACAGACAGGGUUAGAGGAAACCAACAGACCAGGGUUAGAGGAACCAACAGACAGGGAACCAACAUACAGGGUUAGAGGAACCAACAGACAGGGAACCAACCGACAGGGUUAGAGGAACCAACAGACAGGGUUAGAGGAACCAACAGACAGGGGAAAAACAGACAGGGUUAGAGGAACCAACAGACAGGGAACCAACAGGGCAGGGAACCAACAGACAGGGUUAGAGGAACCAACAGACAGGGUUAGAGGACAACAGACAGGGUUAGGAAAAAGGAGAAAACCAACAGACAGGGUUAGAGGAACCAACCAGGGAACCACAGACAGGUUUGAGGAACCCAAAAGACAGGGUUAGAGGAAAACAGACAGGGUUAGAGGAAACAAAAGACAGGGUUAGAGGACCAAAAAGACAGGGGUUUGAGGAACCACAGACAGGGGUUUGAGGAACCAACAGACAGGGGUUUGAGGAACCAGCAGACAUGGUUAGAGGAACCAACAGACAGGGUUAGAGGAAAACAGACAGAAACCAAACAGCAGGGUUAGAGGAACCAACAGACAGGGUUAGAGGAACCAACAGACAGGUUAGAGGAACCAGCAGACAGGGUUAGAGGAACCAACAGACAGGGUUGAGGAACCAACGAGGAAACCAACAGACAGGGUUAGAGGAACCAACAGACAGGGUUAGGGGAACCAACAGACAGGGUUAGAGGAACCAACAGACAGGGUUAGAGGAACAACAACAGGGACCCAAACAGACAGGUAGAGGAACCAACAGACAGGGUUAGAGGAACCAACAGACAGGGUUAGAGGAACCAACAGACAGGGUUAGAGGAACCAACAGACAGGGUUAGAGAACAACAGACAGGGUUAGAGGAACCACAGACAGGGAACCAACAGACAGGGUUAGAGGAACCAACAGACAGGGUUAGAGGAACCAACAGACAGGGACCAGCAGACCGGGUUAGAGGAACCAACAGACAGGGUUAGAGAACCAACAGACAGUGGAACCAACAGACCAGGGAACAACCGACAGGGAACCACAGACGGGUUAGAGGAACCAACAGACAGGGUUAGAGGAACCAACAGACGGGUUAGAGAACCAACAGACAGGGUUAGAGGAAACCAACAGACAGGGUUGAGGAACCAACCAGACAGGGAACCAACAGAAAGGGUUAGAGGAACCACAGACAGGGUUAGAGGAACCAACAGACAGGGUUAGAGGAAACAACAGACAGGGAACCCAAAGACAGGGUUAGAGGAACCAGCAGACAGGGUUUGAGGACCAAAAGACAGGGUUAGAGGAACCAACAGACAGGGUUGAGGAACAACAGACAGGGUUAGAGGAACCAACAGACAGGGUUAGAGGAACCAACAGACAGGGGGUUAGAGGAACCAACAGACAGGGUUAGAGGAACCAACAGACAGGGUUAGAGGAACCAACAGACAGGGGUUUGAGGAACCAACAGACAGGGAACCAACAGACAGGGUUAGAGGAACCAACAGACAGGGUUAGAGGAACCAACGACAGGGGAAAACAGACAGGGUUAGAGGAACCAACAGACAGGGUUAGAGACCAAAGCAGGGGAAACCCGCAGACGGGUUAGAGGAAACCAACGACAGGGUUAGAGGAACCCAACAGACAGGGUUAGAGGAACAACAGACAGGGUUAGAGAAACCAACAGGGCAGGGAACCAACAGACAGGGUUAGAGGAACCAACAGACAGGGUUAGAGGAACCAACAGACAGGGAAACCCGCAGACAGGGUUAGAGGAACCAACAGAAAAAAGGGUUAGAGGAACCAGCAGACAGGGAAAACCCGCAGACAGGGUUAGAGGAAAACAGACAGGUUAGGGAACAAAAAGACAGGGUUAGAGGAACCAACAGCAGGGAACCAACAGACAGGGUUAGAGGGGAAACCCGCAGACAGGGUUAGAGGAAAACCCAAAAGACAGGGUAGAGGAAAAACAGACAGGGUUAGAGGAACCAACCCGACAGGGUUAGAGGAACCAACAGACAGGGAACCACAGACAGGGUUAGAAACAGCAGACAGGGGUUAGAGGAAACCAAAAAGACAGGGUUAGAGGAACCAACAGACAAGGGGAAACCAACAGACAGGGUUAGAGGAACCAAGCAGACAGGGUUAGAGGAACCAACAGACAGGGUUAGAGGAACCAACAGACAGGGUUAGAGGAACCAACAGACAGGGUUAGAGGAACCAAGACAGGGUUAGAGGAACCAACAGACAGGGUUAGAGGAACCAACAGACAGGGUUAGAGGAACCAACAGGGCAGGGUUAGAGGAACCCAAAAGACAGGGUUAGAGGACCAACAGACAGGGAAACCCCAGACAGGGUUAGAGGAACCAACAGACAGGGUUAGAGGAACCAACAGACAGGGAACCAACAGACAGGGUUAGAGGAACCAACAGACAGGGUUAGAGGAACCACAAGGAACCAGCGACAGGGUUAGAGGAACCCAAAAGGGGCCAGGGUUAGGAACCAACAGACAGGGUUAGAGGAACCAACGACAGGGUUAGAGGAACCAACAGACAGGGUUAGAGGAACCAACAGACAGGGUUAGAGGAACCAACAGACAGGGAACCAACAGACAGGGUUAGAGGAACUAACAGACAGGGUUAGAGGAACCAACAGACAGGGAACCAGCAGACAGGGUUAGAGGAACCAACAGACAGGGUUAGAGGAACCAGCAGACAGGGUUAGAGGAACCAGCAGACAGGGUUAGAGGAACCAACAGACAGGGUUAGAGGAACCAACAGACAGGGUUAGAGGAACCAGCAGACAGGGUUAGAGGAACCAACAGACAGGGUUAGAGGAACCAACAGACAGGGAACCAACAGACAGGGUUAGAGGAACCAACAGACAGGGUUAGAGGAACCAACAGACAGGGUUAGAGGAACCAACAGACAGGGUUAGAGGAACCAGCAGACAGGGUUAGAGGAACCAACAUUCCUAUAUUAAUAUAUUAACAUGUUAUAUUGUCCAGUGCUGAGUAUACUAGAAGGGGGGUUUGCUAUAGUUAGUACAGUAUAGUACACUGCUCUAAUAAAGGGAACACUUAAACAACACAAUGGAACUCCAAGUCAAUCACACUUCUGUGAAAUCAAACUGUCCACUUAGGAAGCAACACUGAUUGACAAUAAAUGUCACAUGCUGUUGUGCAAAUGGAAUAGACAACAGGUGGAAAUUAUAGGCAAUUAGCAAGACACACCCAAUAAAGGACUGGUUUUGCAGGUGGUGACCACAGACCACUUCUCAGUUCCUAUGCUUCCUGGCUGAUGUUUAGGUCACUUUUGAAUGCUGGCGGUGCUUUCACUCUAGUGGUAGCAUGAGACGGAGUCUACAACCCACACAAGUGGCUCAGGUAGUGCAGCUCAUCCAGGAUGGCACAUCAAUGCGAGCUGUGGCAAGAAGGUUUGCUGUGUCUGUCAGCGUAGUGUCCAGAGCAUGGAGGCGCUACCAGGAGACAGGCCAGUACAUCAGGAGACGUGGAGGAGGCCGUAGGAGGGCAACAACCCAGCAGCAGGACUGCUACCUCCGCCUUUGUGCAAGGAGGAGCAGGAGGAGCACUGCCAGAGCCCUGCAAAAUGACCUCCAGCAGGCCACAAAUGUGCAUGUGUCUGCUCAAACGGUCAGAAACAGACUCCAUGAGGGUGGUAUGAGGGCCCGACGUCCACAGGUGGGGGUUGUGCUUACAGCCCAACACCGUGCAGGACGUUUGGCAUUUGCCAGAGAACACCAAGAUUGGCAAAUUCGCCACUGGCGCCCUGUGCUCUUCACAGAUGAAAGCAGGUUCACACUGAGCACACGUGACAGAGUCUGGAGACGCCGCGGAGAACGUUCUGCUGCCUGCAACAUCCUCCAGUAUGACCGGUUUGGCGGUGGGUCAGUCAUGGUGUGGGGUGACAUUUCUUUGGGGGGCCGCACAGCCCUCCAUGUGCUCGCCAGAGGUAGCCUGACUGCCAUUAGGUACCGAGAUGAGAUCCUCAGACCCCUUGUGAGACCAUAUGCUGGUGCGGUUGGCUCUGGGUUCCUCCUAAUGCAAGACAAUGCUAGACCUCAUGUGGCUGGAGUGUGUCAGCAGUUCCUGCAAGAGGAAGGCAUUGAUGCUAUGGACUGGCCCGCCCAUUCCCCAGACCUGAAUCCAAUUGAGCACAUCUGGGACAUCAUGUCUCGCUCCAUCCACCAACGCCACAUUGCACCACAGACUGUCCAGGAGUGGGCGGAUGCUUUAGUCCAGGUCUGGGAGGAGAUCCCUCAGGAGACCAUCCGCGUGGAGGCCACACACACUACUGAGCCUCAUUUUGACUUGUUUUAAGGACAUUACAUAAAAGUUGGAUCAGCCUGUAGUGUGGUUUUCCAUUUUAAUUUUGAGGGUGACUCCAAAUCCAGACCUCCAUGGGUUGAUACAUUUGAUUUCCAUUGAUAAUUUUUGUGUGAUUUUGUUGUCAGCACAUUCAACUAUGUAAAGAAAAAAGUAUUUAAUAAUAUUAUUUCAUUCAUUCAGAUCUAGGAUGUGUUAUUUUAGUGUUCCCUUUAUUUUUUUGAGCAGUGUAUUAUGUAUAUAUUCCUAUAUUAACAUGUUAUAUUGUUACAGUGCUGAUUAUAGGAGAAGGGGGGUUUGCUAUAGUUAGUAUAGUAUAGUAUUAUGUAUAUAUUCCUAUAUUAAUAUAUUAACAUGUUAUAUUGUUACAGUGCUGAGUAUACUAGAAGGGGGGUUUGCUAUAGUUAGUAUAGUAUAGUAUUAUGUAUAUAUUCCUAUAUUAAUAUGUUGUAUUGUUCCAAUGCUGAGUUAGUAUAGUGUUGUGUAUUUUGUAUAUACGGUGCAUUUGGAAAGUAUUCAGACCCUUUGACUUUAUACACAUUUAUUUACGUUACAGCCUUAUUCUAAAAUGGAUGAAAUCAUUUUUUUCAAUCAUCAAUAUACACACAAUGCCCCAUAAUUACAAAGCAAAAACAGGUUUUUGGAAAAUGUUGCACAUUUAUAUAAAAUUAAAAACAGAAAUACCUUAUUUACAUAAGUAUUCAGACCCUUUACUAUGAGACUCAAAAUUGAGCUCAUGUGCAUCCUGUUCCAUUGAUCAUCCUUGAGAUGCUUCUACAACUUGAUUGGAGUCCACCUGUGGUAAAUUCAACUGAUUGGACAUGAUUUGGAAAUGCACACACCUGUCUAUAUAAUGUCCCACAGUUGACAGUACAUGUCAGAGCAAAAACCAAGCCAUGAGGUCGAAGGAAUUGUUCGUAUAGCUCCGAGACAGGAUUGUGUCCAGGCACAGAUCUGGGGAAGGGUACCAAAACAUUUCUGCAGCAUUGAAGAUCCCGAAGAACACAGUGGCCUCCAUCAUUCUUAAAUGGAAGAAGUUUGGAACCACCAAGACUCUUCCUAGAGCUGGCCGUCCGGCCAAACUGAGCAAUUGGGGGAGAUGGCUGUCCUGGAAGGUUCUCCCAUCUCCACAGAGGAACUCUGGAGCUCUGUCAGGGUGACCAAGAACCGACCUCCAGUUCCUUUGUGGAGAUGGGAGAACCUUCCAGAAGGACAACCAUCUCUGCAGCACUCCACCAAUCCGGCCUUUAUGGUAGAGUGGCCAGAAGGAAGCCACUCCUCAGUAAAAGGCACAUGACAGCCCGCUUGGAGUUUGCCAAAAGGCACCUAAUGGACUCAGACCAUGAGAAACAAGAUUCUCUGGUCUGAUGAAACAAAAAUAGUUUGCCCAUAAUGACCAUCGUUAUGUUUGGAGGAAAAAGGGGGCUGCUUGCAAGCCGAAGAACACCAUCCCAACCGUGAAGCACGGGGGUGGCAGCAUCAUGCUGUGGGAGUGCUUUGUGCUUUGGACUGGUGCACUUCAUAAAAUAGAUGGCAUCAUGAGGAAGGAAAAUUAUGUGGAUAUAUUGAAGCAACAUCUCAAGACAUCAGUCAGGAAGUUAAAGCUUGGUCACAAAUGGGUCUUCCAAAUGGACAAUGACCCCAAGCAUACUUUCAAAGUUGUGGCAAAAUGGCUUAUGGUCAACAAAGUCAACGUAUUGGAGUGGCCAUCACAAAGCCCUGACCUCAAUCCUAUAGAAAAUCUGUGGGCUGAACUGAAAACGCGUGUGCGAGCAAGGAGGCCUACAAACCUGACUCAGUUAAAGGUUUGGGUAGCCUUCAGCUUGUGGAAGGCUACCCGAAACGUUUGACCCAAGUUAAAUAAUUUAAAGGCAAUGCUACCAAAUACUGAUUGAGUGUAUGUAAACUUCUGACCCACUGGGAAUGUGAUGAAAGAAAUAAAAGCUGAAAUAAUUCAUAAUUAUUCUGACAUUUCACAUUCUUAAAAUAAAGUGGUGAUCCUAACUGACCUAAGACAGGGAAUUUUUACUAGGAUUAAAUGUCAGGAACUGUGAAAAACUGAGUUUAAAUGUAUUUGGCUAAGGUGUAUGUAAACUUCCGACUUCAACUGUAUUCCUAUAUUAAUAUAUUGUAUUGUUACAGUGCUGAGUAUAGGAGAAGGAGGGUUCUGGGAGGGCUCAGUUAAAGGACGGACCGGCUGGUUUCCUGCUGACUGUGUUGAAGAGGUCCAGAUGAGACAGUACGACCCACGCCUAGGUAACCCACACACACUUUUUGUUCUCUUCUUGUGAGGACCUCAAAUUGAUUUAUUUUCAAAAUCCUACUUUGAUUUCCAUUCAAAAUCCUAACUCCAAACCCUAAUUCUAACCCUGACCCUAACCCUAAUUCUAACCCUGACCCUAAUUGUAUCCCUAAUCCUAAACCUAACCCCUAAGCCUUUGUCCUCAUGAGGACGUGGGAAGUAUCCCCACCAGGGAGAAUGUUCCUUGUUUUACUGUCUUUGUGGGGACAGAAAAACCAACCCCCACACACAGCAUAAUGUGUGUUCUGCUUAGCCUAUAGCAGGUCCUCUAACACACCUACCCCCUCUAAUGGAGGGGGACAUGUUUCAGAGAAUGAGGACAUGUCUCUUGACUGCAGUGUGUGUGAUUUGUGUGCGUGUGUGUUGGCUGGUGUAUGUAGAAACACGAGAGGAUCGCACCAAGAGGCUUUUCAGACAUUACACCGUGGGUUCCUAUGACAACUACACUUCCUACAGGUAACUCGUGUACACACGCACACGCACACACACACAGGUAUUGUAAGUCUGCUUCUAUUGUAUCACUGAUCCUUGCCCUCUGACCCCAGUGAUUAUGUCAUCGAGGAGAAGAGUUCUGUGCUACAGAAGAGAGACAGUGAAGGAUUUGGCUUCGUCCUCCGAGGAGCUAAAGGUAAAGAGGGUUGGAAUGGAUCUAGGGUUAGGAGAAUGGAUCUAGGGUUAGGGUUAGGGUUAGGAUAAUGUAUCUAGGGUUAGGGUUAGGAGAAUGGAUCUAGGGUUAGGAGAAUGGAUCUAGGGUUAGGGUUAGGGUUAGGAGAAUGGAUCUAGGGUUAGGGUUAGGAGAAUGGAUCUAGGGUUAGGGUUAGGGUUAGGAGAAUGUAUCUAGGGUUAGGGUUAGGAGAAUGUAUCUAUAAUCCAUGUUGUGUGUGUAGCGGAGACCCCUAUAGAGGUGUUUGCUCCGACCCCAGCGUUCCCAGGGUUAGGGUUAGGAGAAUGUAUCUAUAAUCCAUGUUGUGUGUGUAGCGGAGACCCCUAUAGAGGAGUUUGCUCCGACCCCAGCGUUCCCAGGGUUAGGGUUAGGGUUAGGAGAAUGUAUCUAUAAUCCAUGUUGUGUGUGUAGCGGAGACCCCUAUAGAGGAGUUUGCUCCGACCCCAGCGUUCCCAGGGUUAGGGUUAGGGUUAGGAGAAUGUAUCUAUAAUCCAUGUUGUGUGUGUAGCGGAGACCCCUAUAGAGGAGUUUGCUCCGACCCCAGCGUUCCCAGGGUUAGGGUUAGGGUUAGGAGAAUGUAUCUAGGGUUAGGGUUAGGAUAAUGUAUCUAUAAUCCAUGUUGUGUGUGUAGCGGAGACCCCUAUAGAGGAGUUUGCUCCGACCCCAGCGUUCCCAGCGCUGCAGUACCUGGAGUCUGUUGACCUGGAGGGCGUGGCCUGGAGGGCGGGGCUACGCACUGGGGACUUCCUCAUUGAGGUAAACACACACCAUAGAGAUGUAUAGAGAUCACAACGUUGUAUCUGUUGCAUUAUACACACCAUAGAGAUGUAUAGAGAUCACAACGUUGUAUCUGUUGCAUUAUACACACCAUAGAGAUGUAUAGAGAUCACAACGUUGUAUCUGUUGCGUUAUACACACACCAUAGAGAUGUAUAGAGAUCACAACGUUGUAUCUGUUGCAUUAUACACACCAUAGAGAUGUAUAGAGAUCACAACGUUGUAUCUGUUGCGUUAUACACACCAUAGAGAUGUAUAGAGAUCACAACGUUGUAUCUGUUGCGUUAUACACACCAUAGAGAUGUAUAGAGAUCACAACGUUGUAUCUGUUGCGUUAUACACACCAUAGAGAUGUAUAGAGAUCACAACGUUGUAUCUGUUGCGUUAUACACACCAUAGAGAUGUAUAGAGAUCACAACGUUGUAUCUGUUGCAUUAUACACACCAUAGAGAUGUAUAGAGAUCACAACGUUGUAUCUGUUGCGUUAUACACACCAUAGAGAUGUAUAGAGAUCACAACGUUGUAUCUGUUGCAUUAUACACACCAUAGAGAUGUAUAGAGAUCACAACGUUGUAUCUGUUGCGUUAUACACACCAUAGAGAUGUAUAGAGAUCACAACGUUGUAUCUGUUGCGUUAUACACACCAUAGAGAUGUAUAGAGAUCACAACGUUGUAUCUGUUGCAUUAUACACACCAUAGAGAUGUAUAGAGAUCACAACGUUGUAUCUGUUGCGUUAUACACACCAUAGAGAUGUAUAGAGAUCACAACGUUGUAUCUGUUGCGUUAUACACACCAUAGAGAUGUAUAGAGAUCACAACGUUGUAUCUGUUGCGUUAUACACACCAUAGAGAUGUAUAGAGAUCACAACGUUGUAUCUGUUGCGUUAUACACACCAUAGAGAUGUAUAGAGAUCACAACGUUGUAUCUGUUGCGUUAUACACACCAUAGAGAUGUAUAGAGAUCACAACGUUGUAUCUGUUGCGUUAUACACACCAUAGAGAUGUAUAGAGAUCACAACGUUGUAUCUGUUGCAUUAUACACACCAUAGAGAUGUAUAGAGAUCACAACGUUGUAUCUGUUGCGUUAUACACACCAUAGAGAUGUAUAGAGAUCCCAACGUUGUAUCUGUUGCAUUAUACACACCAUAGAGAUGUAUAGAGAUCCCAACGUUGUAUCUGUUGCAUUAUACACACCAUAGAGAUGUAUAGAGAUCCCAACGUUGUAUCUGUUGCGUUAUGGCGUCUGUGAGUGCACGACAGUGCCAUUGAGACCAUCUCCAUUUUGUAGUAGUCAAUUUUCAUAUUCUACUACUUCUAUGUUGGUAAACAAACUGAAAGGGUGCGUACUGCCCCCUGGAGGGUGUUGUCUGAACUGGUAUAAAGCCAAGGUUGGUGAUUUACUGCCCCCUGGAGGGUGUUGUCUGAACAGGUAUAAAGCCAAGGUUGGUGAUUUACUGCCCCCUGGAGGGUGUUGUCUGAACAGGUAUAAAGCCAAGGUUGGUGAUUUACUGCCCCCUGGAGGGUGUUGUCUGAACAGGUAUAAAGCCAAGGUUGGUGAUUUACUGCCCCCUGGAGGGUGUUGUCUGAACAGGUAUAAAGCCAAGGUUGGUGCUUUACUGCCCCCUGGAGGGUGUUGUCUGAACAGGUAUAAAGCCAAGGUUGGUGAUUUACCCAGUUGACUACUUCAAAAUGGUGAAAGUCCUCAUUGGAAUGCCCGUGCUAAAUGGUGAAAGUCCUCAUUGGAAUGCCCGCGCUAAAUGGUGAAAGUCCUCAUUGGAAUGCCCGCGCUAAAUGGUGAAAGUCCUCAUUGGAAUGCCCGCGCUAAAUGGUGAAAGUCCUCAUUGGAAUGCCCGCGCUAAAUGGUGAAAGUCCUCAUUGGAAUGCCCGCGCUAAAUGGUGAAAGUCCUCAUUGGAAUGCCCGCGCUAAAUGGUGAAAGUCCUCAUUGGAAUGCCCGUGCUAAAUGGUGAAAAUCCUCAUUGGAAUGCCCGCGCUAAAAUGGGCUUUUGUGCACUAGAGUCCUCUAUACAUGUUUAUGGCACACACACAAUUAAAUACAGACGCAAAGUACAUUCCAUAAAUACAAUGGCCAGUGGUUGGAUGGUGAAUUAACAGGUUGUGUGUGUGUGUGUGUGUGUGUGUGUGUGUGUCAGGUGAAUGGUAGUGAUGUGGUGAAGGUGGGUCACAGACAGGUGGUGUCGUUGAUCCGUCAGGGAGGAAGCCAGCUGCUGAUGAAGGUGGUUUCAGUCACACGCAAACCUGAGUCGGACUUAGUCCGUAAGAAAGGUACGGGACAAAGUGUGUGUUUCUGUGUGGAUUUCAGUGAUAAAGGUGAUUGGAUGGAUUUUUGUCAUGCUGUGAGUGAUUUGAUUGGCUGACAUCCCCCAACAGCACCUCCCCCGCCUAAGAGAGCACCCAGCACGUCGCUCACACUGCGCUCCAAAUCCAUGACUGCUGAACUGGAAGAGAUAGGUAGGAGAGAGACACACACACACACACCACACACCACACACACACACACACACACACACACACACACACACACACACAACACACACAACACACACACACACACACACACACACACACACACACACACACACACACACACACACACACACACACACACACACACACACACACACACACACACACACACACACACACACACACACACACACACACAACACACACACACCACCACACACACCCACACACACACACACCACACACACACACACACACACACACACCACACACACCACACACACACACACACACACACCACGACACACACACACACACACACACCACACACACACACACACACCACACCACACACACACACACCACACACACACACACACACAACCACACACACACACACACAACACACACACACAGCACACACACACACAACACACCACACACACACCCACACACACACACCACACACAACCACACACACACCACACACCACACACACACCCACACACGACACACACACACACACACACACACACACACACACACACACACACACACACAACACACACCACACACACCACACACACACACACACACACACACACACCACACACACACACACACACACACACACACACACACACACACACACACACACACACACACACACACACACACACACACACCACACACACACACACACACACACACACACACACACACACACCACACACACACACACACACACACACACACACACACACACACACACACACACACACACACACACACACACACACACACACACACACACACAACACACACACACACACAACACACACACACACCCACACACACACACACACACACACACACACACACACACACACACACACACACACACACACACACACACACACACACACACACACACACACACACACACCACACACACACACACACACACACCACACACACACACACACACCACACACACACACACACACACACACACACACACACACACACACACACACACACACACACACCACACACACACACACACACACACACACACACCACACACACACACACACACACACACACACACAGUGUGAGUAACCUGAUCUGUACUUUCUCCUGUAAGCCUCUGCCAGGAGGAGACGAGGGGGUGAGUGUGUGUUGGAAUUGUAUCAUGUGAUCUGUUGUUGUGCUGCAUAUGAUACAGUGAGGGAAAAAAGUAUUUGAUCCCCUGCUGAUUUUGUACGUUUGCCCACUGACAAAGACAUGAUCAGGCUAUCCAGGCUCUGUCGUAGCCGGCCGCGACCGGGAGACCCAUGGGGCGGCGCACAAUUGUGUCGUCCAGGGUAGGGGAGGGAAUGGCUGGCAGGGAUGUAGCUCAGUUGGUAGAGCAUGGCGUUUGCAACGCCAGGGUUGUGGGUUCGUUUCCCACGGGGGGCCAGCAUGAAAAAGAAACAAAAUAAUGUAUGCACUCACUAACUGUAAGUCGCUCUGGAUAAGAGCGUCUGCUAAAUGACUAAAAUGUAAAAAUGUUGUCACCUUCUCACCAAGCUGCUUGGCGAUGGUCUUGUAGCCCAUUCCAGCCUUGUGUAGGUCUACAAUCUUGUCCCUGACAUCCUUGGAGAGCUCUUUGGUCUUGGCCAUGGUGGAGAGUUUGGAAUCUGAUUGAUUGAUUGCUUCUGUGGACAGGUGUCUUUUAUACAGGUAACAAGCUGAGAUUAGGAGCACUCCCUUUAAGAGUGUCUCAGCUCGUUACCUGUAUAAAAGACACCUGGGAGACAGAAACCUUUCUGAUUCUGAUCUACUUAUUUCCCUCAUCUUUGACAUGCGUUUUUCUGGAUGUUGUUGUUAUUCUGUCUCUCACUGUUCAAAUAAACCCACCAUUAAAAUGAUAGACAGAUAAUUUCUUUGUCAGUGAGCAAACGUACAAAAUCAGCAGGGGAUCAAAUACUUUUUCCCCUCACUGUAUUUAAUAAGAUCCACUUUUUAAUAAGGUUGUGUAGUGUUGUUGAGUUCUGUGUUGGGUAGUACUGUGUUGUAGUGCUAUGUAGUACUGUGUUGUAGUGCUAUGUAGUAUUGUGCUGGGUAGUACUGUGUAGUACUGUGUUGUAGUGCUAUGUAGUACUUUGUUGUAGUGCUAUGUAGUACUGUGUUGUAGUGCUAUGUAGUACUGUGUUGUAGUGCUAUGUAGUACUAUGUAGUACUGUGUUGUAGUGCUAUGUAGCACUGUGUUGUAGUGCUAUGUAGUACUGUGUUGUAGUGCUAUGUAGUACUGUGUUGUAGUGCUAUGUAGUACUGUGUUGUAGUGCUAUGUAGCACUGUGUUGUAGUGCUAUGUAGUACUGUGUUGUAGUGCUAUGUAGUACUGUGUUGUACUGUUAUGUUGUACUGUGUUGUAGCACUGUGUUGUAGUGCUAUGUAGCACUGUGUUGUAGUGCUAUGUAGUACUGUGUUGUACUGUGUUGUAGUGCUAUGUAGCACUGUGUUGUAGUGCUAUGUAGUACUGUGUUGUAGUACUGUGUUGUAGUACUGUGUAGCACUGUGUUGUAGUGCUAUGUAGUACUGUGUUGUAGUGCUAUGUAGUAUUGUGUUGGGUAGUGCUAUGUAGUACUGUGUUGUAGUGCUAUGUUGUAGUACUGUGUAGCACUGUGUUGUACAUUUACAUUUACAUUUUAGUCAUUUAGCAGACACUCUUAUCCAGAGCGACUUACAGUUAGUGAGUGCAUAAUUUUUUUAAUUAAUAUAUUUUCAUACUGGUCCCCCGUGGGAAACGAACCACAACCCUGGCGUUGCAAACGCCAUGCUCUACAACUGAGUACACGGGAUCGUGUGUACUGUGUUGUAGAGCAGUGUAGUGCAUACUGUGUUAUGUGCUAUGUAGUACUGUGCUGUAGCGCUCUGUUGUACUGUGUAGUACUGUGUAGCUUGUACUGUGUAGUGCUGUGUAGCGCUCUGUUGUACUGUGUUGUCUGUGUAGUGCUAGUGUUUUUGUGUAGUGCUGUUGUACUGUGUGUGUAGCGCUCUGUUGUACUGUGUAGUGCUGUGUAGCGCUCUGUGUUUGUAUCUGUGUUAUGUGCUGUUGUAGCGCUCUGUUGCUUUGUACUGUGUAGUGAUGCUGUUGUAGCGCUCUGUUGUACUGUGUAGUGCUGUGUAGCGCUCUGUGUUGUACUGUGUGUGACUAUGUAGUCGUGUGUAGCGCUCUGUUGUACUGUGUAGUGCUGUGUAGCGCUCUGUUGUACUGUGUAGUGCUGUGUAGCGCUCUGUUGUACUGUGUAGUGCUGUGUAGCGCUCUGUUGUACUGUAGUGUGGAGCGCUUGUUGUACUGUGUCUGUAGUGCUGUGUAGCGCUCUGUUGUACUGUGUAGUGCUGUGUAGCGUUGUUGUACUGUGUAGUGCUGUGUAGCGCUCUGUUGUACUGUGUAGUGCUGUGUAGCGCUCUGUUGUACGUGUUGUUGUAGUGUGUGUAGCGCUCUGUUUGUACUGUGUAGUACUGUGCUGUAUUUGGUUGAGCGCUCUGUUGUACUGUGUAGUGCUGUGUAGCGCUCUGUUGUACUGUGUAGUGCUGUGUAGCGCUCUGUUGUACUGUGGUGUUGUAGCUGUGUACUGUAGUGCUGUGUAGCGCUCUGUUGUACUGUGUAGUGCUGUGUAGCGCUCUGUUGUACUGUGUAGUGCUAUGUGUGUUGUAGCGCUCUGUUGUACUGUGUAGUGCUGUGUAGCGCUCUGUUGUACUGUGUAGUGCUGUGUAGCGCUCUGUUGUACUGUGUAGUGCUGUGUAGCGCUCUGUUGUACUGUGUAGUGCUGUGUAGCGCUCUGUUGUACUGUGUAGUGCUGUGUAGCGCUCUGUUGUACUGUGUAGUGCUGUGUAGCGCUCUGUUGUACGUGUAGUGCUGGUAGCGCUCUGUUGUACUGUGUAGUGCUGUGUAGCGCUCUGUGUUGUACUGUGUAGUGCUGUGUAGGCUGUUGUAGCGCUCUGUUGUACUGUGUAGUGCUGUGUAGCGCUGUGUUGUACUGUGUAGUGCUGUGUAGCGCUGUGUUGUACUGUGUAGUGCUGUGUAGCGCUGUGUUGUACUGUGUAGUGCUGUGUAGUGCUGUGUAGCGCUCUGUUGUACUGUGUUGUACUGUGUAGUGCUGUGUAGCGCUCUGUUGUACUGUGUAGUGCUGUGUAGCGCUCUGUUGUACUGUGUAGCGCUCUGUUGUACUGUGUAGUGCUGUGUAGCGCUCUGUUGUACUGUGUAGUGCUGUGUAGCGCUCUGUUGUACUGUGUAGUGCUGUGUAGCGCUCUGUUGUACUGUGUAGUGCUGUGUAGCGCUCUGUUGUACUGUGUAGUGCUAUGUAGUGCUGUGUAGCGCUCUGUUGUACUGUGUAGUGCUGUGUAGCGCUCUGUUGUACUGUGUAGUGCUGUGUAGCGCUCUGUUGUACUGUGUAGUGCUGUGUAGCGCUCUGUUGUACUGUGUAGUACUGUGUUGUACUGUGUAGUGCUGUGUAGCGCUCUGUUGUACUGUGUAGUACUGUGUUGUACUGUGUAGUGCUGUGUAGCGCUCUGUUGUACUGUGUAGUGCUGUGUAGCGCUCUGUUGUACUGUGUAGUGCUGUGUAGCGCUCUGUUGUACUGUGUAGUGCUGUGUAGCGCUCUGUUGUACUGUGUAGUGCUGUGUAGCGCUCUGUUGUACUGUGUAGUGCUGUGUAGCGCUCUGUUGUACUGUGUAGUGCUCUGUAGCGCUCUGUUGUACUGUGUAGUGCUAUGUAGUGCUGUGUAGCGCUCUGUUGUACUGUGUAGUGCUGUGUAGCGCUCUGUUGUACUGUGUAGUGCUGUGUAGCGCUCUGUUGUACUGUGUAGUGCUGUGUAGCGCUCUGUUGUACUGUGUAGUGCUGUGUAGCGCUCUGUUGUACUGUGUAGUGCUGUGUAGCGCUCUGUUGUACUGUGUAGUGCUGUGUAGCGCUCUGUUGUACUGUGUAGUGCUGUGUAGCGCUCUGUUGUACUGUGUAGUGCUAUGUAGUGCUGUGUAGCGCUCUGUUGUACUGUGUAGUGCUGUGUAGUGCUGUGUAGCGCUCUGUUGUACUGUGUAGUGCUGUGUAGCGCUGUGUUGUACUGUGUAGUGCUGUGUAGCGCUCUGUUGUACUGUGUAGUGCUGUGUAGUGCUGUGUAGCGCUCUGUUGUACUGUGUUGUACUGUGUAGUGCUGUGUAGCGCUCUGUUGUACUGUGUAGUGCUGUGUAGCGCUCUGUUGUACUGUGUAGCGCUCUGUUGUACUGUGUAGUGCUGUGUAGUGCUGUGUAGUGCUCUGUAGCGCUCUGUUGUACUGUGUAGUGCUGUGUAGCGCUCUGUUGUACUGUGUAGUGCUGUGUAGCGCUCUGUUGUACUGUGUAGUGCUGUGUAGCGCUCUGUUGUACUGUGUAGUGCUGUGUAGCGCUCUGUUGUACUGUGUAGUGCUGUGUAGCGCUCUGUUGUACUGUGUAGUGCUAUGUAGCGCUCUGUUGUACUGUGUAGUGCUGUGUAGCGCUCUGUUGUACUGUGUAGUGCUGUGUAGCGCUCUGUUGUACUGUGUAGUGCUGUGUAGUGCUGUGUAGUGCUGUGUAGUGCUGUGUAGCGCUCUGUUGUACUGUGUAGUGCUGUGUAGCGCUGUGUUGUACUGUGUAGUGCUGUGUAGCGCUCUGUUGUACUGUGUAGUGGUGUGUAGUGCUGUGUAGCGCUCUGUUGUACUGUGUUGUACUGUGUAGUGCUGUGUAGCGCUCUGUUGUACUGUGUAGUGCUGUGUAGCGCUCUGUUGUACUGUGUAGUGCUCUGUAGCGCUCUGUUGUACUGUGUAGCGCUCUGUUGUACUGUGUAGUGCUGUGUAGUGCUGUGUAGUGCUAUGUAGUGCUGUGUAGUGCUCUGUAGCGCUCUGUUGUACUGUGUAGUGCUGUGUAGCGCUCUGUUGUACUGUGUAGUGCUGUGUAGCGCUCUGUUGUACUGUGUAGUGCUGUGUAGCGCUCUGUUGUACUGUGUAGUGCUGUGUAGCGCUCUGUUGUACUGUGUAGUACUGGGUUGUACUGUGUAGUGCUGUGUAGCGCUCUACUGUGUACUUUGUUGCAUUUCAGAAAAGCUUGAGGAGAUGCUGACUGGCUCCCAGGAGGUGGUGAUGAGAAAACGCCCCUCGGAGGCGGACUACAGAACGGCCACCGUGAAGCAGCGGCCAACCAGCAGACGAAUUACUCAGCAAGAGAUCAAUGUAAGUCUGAUGAGUCACGAUUCACUACCCAUUCACUCAAUCACGAUUCAUUACUGAUUCACUUAGUCAUGAUUCACUACUGGUUCAGUCAGUCACAAUUCACUCUGUCACGAUUCACUACUGAUUCACUCUGUUCCGAUUCACUACUGAUUCACCUCAGUCAUGAUUUACUACUGAUUCACUCAAUCAUGAUUUACUACUGAUUCACUCAGUCACGAGAUACUACUGAUUCACUCAGUUACAAUUCACUACUGAUUCACUCAGUCAUGAUUUACUACUGAUUCACUCAGUCACGAUUUACUAUUGAUUCACUUAGUCACGUUUCACUACUGAUUCAGACAGGUUCUGUCUCUUUAAAACGCAUGUGAUCCCGGGCAUACUCUCACUGUGUGUGUGUGUGUGUGUGUGUGUGUGUGUGUGUGGUGUGUGUGUGUGUGUGUGUGUGUGUGUGUGUGUGUGUGUGUGUGUGGUGUGUGUCUGUGUGUGUGUGUGUGUGGUGUGUGUCUGUGUGUGUGUCAGUCUUUGUUUGAGCGGCAGGGCAUGCCUGUUCCUCCAGGUGUUUCCCUGGGUCUGGAGAAAGCCACCAUGCAGCUGCCCCGAGGAAUGUCCCGGACCAAGUCCUUCGGUGAGACAAUUACAUUACUCUAACACAAUACUAGCAAUUACCAUAAUCCAGUGGCGAACCAUGGCUAUUGGACCUAGGCGUUCAAUGGGGGAAAAAAGUAUUCCAACACGUUGUCCCAAACUCUAAAAUCCAGGAAAAACAAACAUAGCAUCACUGAAUGAAUCCAACUGGAUGAAACAGGCCUGAGAAGCAGAUGGCCUGACCGUUAAAAACGACAGAGAAGCAGAAGGCCUGACCGAUAAGCCGACAGAGAAGCAGACCACCUGACUGAUAAGCCGACAGAAAAGCAGACCACCUGACCGAUAAGCAGACAGAGAAGCAGACAGCCUGACCGAUAAGCCGACAGAGAAGCAGACUGAUAAGCCGACAGAGAAGCAGACACUCCAUGUAGGAGACUUUUUGUAAAACACAUAGGGCCAAUAGAAAGACAAGUCACACACAGCAUGAUGUUAAAGUAUAAGCAGCCCAUUCACUCAGACAUAAUAACUCCCUACCAAUCAGAAGAAUACAAUACAAUGUUUUUUUCAAAGAGAUAGCUAACAACCGCAAGCAAGCUGCAAUAAAAAACCCAGUUCCACUCACCAGAUGAUGAUCAUCUAAAACUUAGCUGUCAGAUGUUUUGUACUGUUUUGCUAUGGCUCAUCAAUCUAGCAAGAAAGCAAUAUUUUGAAUUAUCUAGUAGUGUUCCCCCCCUCAGAAAGCUAUGGCCUUAGUCAAAAUGUGUGAAAUUUGUGAACAUCAAAAUCAACAAGGGGAGAUGUGCUGUGAAAAGGUCACGUUUUCUUGGUUCUACUGAUGUUCUUUGUGUCUAUCUCUGACGUAAAAAUAGUUUUGGACUUCCACACAAAAUUAGUUAUUUACUUAUUUUAGAUUUAAGGAAGUGUGUAGGUCGCAUUCUAACCCUAACCCAUUCUAACCCUAACCCAUUUUAACCCUAACUCAUUCUAACCCUAACCCAUUCUAACCCUAACUCAUUCUAACCCUAACCCAUUCUAACCCUAACCCAUUCUAACCCUAACCCAUUCUAACCCUAACCCAUUCUAACCCUAACCCUAACUCAUUCUAACCCUAACCCAUUCUAACCCUAACCCUAACUCAUUCUAACCCUAACCCAUUCUAACCAUACCCCAUUAUUAAUCUUGAAAAGUAAAUAUUUUAUAUUUAGAACCGCCUGCUCGAUGGGAAUCCAGCAAUGUCGGUGUCAGGAGCGAGUCAACCAGAAGAGCAGCUUUUCCAAGGACCGCCCCUUUGAACCCAAAAUGGGUUGUAAUGACGCACCCGACCAAUGGAUGGCACCAGAGACACGUUUAUUUGACAGAGAAGCCUCUGAGGGACCUAGAAUCAGGCUGGAUGUUUGAAAAGGUCCUGAGGAAGACAAUAUUUGCCUUCUUCGGCGCUCACAAUUUUUUAAAAAUACGAUGGCACAGGACUGGGUGCAAACCCAAGCGACUCGGAGCCGGAGUGCGCUGCUUAGACCACUGUGACGCGACAGUUCACAAUGCUCUAGCAAGCUGUGAGAACGCUAUGAAUACUGAUGAUACCUAGCAGGUGGUUUUGUGUUAUUUAGUUUGAAGCUUUCCCCAAACCAUAGCCCUAACCUUAACCACUCAGAAUGAAUGUCUAAACUGGGAACGUUUGAAUUGUUUCUGUUUUAACUCUGGAACCACACAAAAUGAAUGCGUAAAAAAUAUGUUGAAUUUCUAAGGGAAACUAUGAGAUCAUGUUGCCAAAAACUGUCUGUUUUUUUGUGUUCUGACGGUGGGGAAAUGACUUAUUUUAUUAAUGUAAACAUAUUAUCAGUAAUUACCAGUAAAUCUAGUGCCCAAAUCAGGCACUGUAGUCUUAAGAGGUUUUAACUUCUUGUUGAAAGUUCAUCUUGAAAAGGGCAAAGCUGGUAAAUUAGUAACAACAUUGUCUUCGAUAACACCUGCUGCAGCUGCUGCACACUAGCCUACAACCAAAGCCAGCUAGUUAGACCCUGGGAAAGCCAGCUAGUUAGACCCUGGGAAAGCCAGCUAGUUAGACCCUGGGAAAGCCAGCUAGUUAGACCCUGGGAAAGCCAGCUAGUUAGACCCUGGGAAAGCCAGCUAGUUAGACCCUGGGAAAGCCAGCUAGUUAGACCGUGGGAAAACCAGCUAGUUAGACCCUGGGAAAACCAGCUAGUUAGACCGUGGGAAAAACAGCUAGUUAGACCGUGGGAAAACCAGCUAGUUAGACCCUGGGAAAACCAGCUAGUUAGACCCUGGGAAAACUCAUGUUUGCUAUUGCGCAGUGACCUGUCGGCCUUCAAGAAGGUGGAAGUUUCCAUAUACGUUUUAAUAAAAAGGUCCCACCCAUUACAAGUCAAAAUGUGAUUGGUUGAUUCCACAGUCACUCCAAAAUUCUGCCCUAAUAUAGUUGAAAGGCAGAUGCCUUCUAUAUAACUCAUGAGGGCCUAACCAAUGGCUGACUUAGCUAGCUAGAUUUUCCUUCCCAGAGACCACCCCAAAAAGUCCUGAUUGGAUUUUUUUUUUUCUCUUCAGCGUUAACCUUUUCCUUUUAAAGAAUAUCAUUGAAAAGAAUAAUAUAAUUAUAAUCAUUGAAAUCCCCCGACCUCAACCCAAUUAAGAUGGUUUGGGAUGAGUCGGACGGCAGAGUGAAGGAAAAGCAGCCAACAAGUGCUCAGCAUAUGUGGGAAAUCCUUCAAGACUGUUGGAAAAGCAUUCCAGGUGAAGCUGGUUGAGAGAAUGCCAAGAGUGUCCAAAGCUGUCAUCAAGGGCAAAGGGUGGCUAUUUGAAGAAUCUUAAAUAUUAAAUAUAUUUUGAUUUGUUUAACACUUUUUCGGUUACUACAUGAUUCCAUAUGUGUUAUUUCAUAGUUUUGAUGUCUUCACUAUUAUUCUACAAUGUAGAAAAUAGUAAAAAUAAAGAAAAACCCUUGAAUGAGUAGAUGUGUCCUUCCUCUUGACUGGUACUGUAUGUGUCCAACUCUUGACUGGUACUGUAUGUGUCCAACUCUUGACUGGUACUGUAUGUGUCCAACUCUUGACUGGUACUGUAUGUGUCCAACUCUUGACUGGUACUGUAUGUGUCCAACUCUUGACUGGUACUGUAUGUGUCCAAAACCCCAAAAUAUUUCCUGAGCUUUCUUAUAUCUCGUAGAUAAAAGGGAAAGGAUACUUAGUCAGUUGCACAACCGAAUGCAUUCAACCGAAAUGUGUCUUCUGCAUUUAACCCAGCCCCUUAAUUGACAUCCGCAUCCAUGGGCAGAAUGGCAGAUUUUUCCAACUUGCCAGCUCGGGGAUUCAAACCAGCGACCUUUCGGUUACUGGCUCAAUGCUCUUAACCUCUAGGACACUUCAAAACCUUAUUUAUUAUGAUAACCCUAACCCUAACCCUAACCCUAACCCCCCCCCCCCCCCAAGUCUUAGACUUGUUAUAUUAAGGUUAUAAUAUCCCAGUCUCUCCCAUGCAGGUGCACCAGAGGACGACAGGAUCUCUGCUCUGAUUGGAGAGCAUCGGUUUCCACGGAGCUCCUCGAUGACUGAUAGCUUCAUACCUCCUCCUCCCCAGACUGCCCCCCCUCCUCCCCCCUCCCACUACUUCCUGGACUCUGGCCCGCCGCCGGCCUUCUGCCCCCCACCUCCCCCGCAGCGAGCAGCCGAUCAAUCACACUCCAGCUUCAAGCCGGGGGCAGAACCCAGGCUGCACGACGUCUGUGAUUCGCCAACGUCUCGGAGCCAUGCAGAGCGGCAGAGGAAAGCUCGCUCAAUGAUCAUCCUGCAGGACUCACCUGUACCAGGCCAUCUACCUGCAGAGCCUGCCCCCGUGGCCCCCCUAGCCCGACCUCCUGCUGGGGCUACAGCCCCCCUGUCCCGGCCCAGCCCUGCUGCCUCCCCCAGCCCCCUCUCCAGAACCAGCCCUGCCCCCAGCCCCAGCCCCCUCUCCAGAACCAGCCCUGCCCCCAGCCCCAGCCCCCUCUCCAGAACCAGCCCUGCCCCCAGCCCUAACCCUCCAGGGGAGCGCAGCGGCAACAGGAGGCGUGGCCGGCCAGUAGAGAACCCAUAUGCCAACGUGGGCCAACUGCCUGCCCCCCCCAGCAAGCCUCAGCGCCGCAAGUCUCCGCUGCUCAAACAGCUGCAGGUGGAGGAGGGGCCCAGCAGGGCGGAGCUAUAUCAGCAGCAGGUCCUCACUGAGCGUGCUCAGAUACGGGUCAUGCCCCCUCAGGUCCGUCGGUCCUCCUUCUUCCUGUCUGUGGAGGGAGGGGCUUCAGAGCCCCCCCCCAUCCUACUGACCCAGUCCCACUCUGUAGAUGACCUGGGGGAGCUGCCCCCCCCCAUCCCCGUCCUCUCCCCCUCCUCCUCCCCCCACUCCACUUUUCUCCACCCACUGACAGGCAAGCCUCUGGACCCCUCCUCCCCCCUCGCCCUGGCCCUCGCCGCCCGUGAACGAGCUCUCACUGCACGCACACCCAGCCCUGAACCUCGGCCCAAACACACACACACACCUAGUCCCGAAGCCAGACCCAAACACACACACUCACCUAGCCCUGAGCCCAGGCCCAAACGCACCCCUCCUCCCUUGACCAGCCCUGAGCCCCGACACAAACGUAUCACCCCACCCAUAUUCCUUGAAGGACAGCUGGAGCGGCCAGUCGUAGAGCGGCCAGAGACAGAAGGCGGAGUCACAUCUCCUGCUGUGCCCUCCCCCGAGCGUUGGCAGGCUAUGCCCCUCCCUCCCAUCAGUCAGGUGACCAUCAAUAUAACCAAUGACAGCCAGCCGGCAGGACGGGGUCUGGGGGAAGAGCUGAUUGAGGCGCUGCAUGGACAAUUACAAAGGAGGAGGAGUCUGACUGUUGGCAGCUCAGAGGAGGAGGGCGGACCUUAUACGGUGACCCAGGGCCAAUCAGAGAGGAGGAAGAGUCUGGAGGGCGGGCCUUACACGGUGACUCUGCCCCCUGCACUGCUGUCAUCCAGUGACGAGGAGACGAGGGAGGAGCUUCGUAAGAUUGGACUGGUGUCUCCUCCCCUGGCGUUUGCCACGCCCCCCUCCCCCACCCAGCCCCCCUCCUCCCUCAGCCUGUCACCACGGAGACCCCAGGCAGGCGAGGGCGAGGGCGGGGGAGGGGGGGGGUCAGCUCCAGACUCAGGGGUGGAGGAGGGAGACCCUCACAUAGAGAACACCUUAUCCCUUAGCAGCACCCUGGCCCCCAGCCUGUCCCCCACCCUGCCCUGCCCUGCCACGCCGAAAACCCUGCCCUCCUCCACCUCAGACCCCCAGAGCCUGAAGCCCAGGCUGCGUUCUCCCCUGGGCCGUGGUCGCUCUGCUCUCAGGGAUCCUCUACUGAAACAGUCUUCAGACAGCGAGCUGCUUCCAUCAGGCUGUGGACCUGGACGCCCACCUCCAUACCUCUUCCAGGUAACCCUGACCCUAACCCAGACCCACCCUGAUACCUCUUCCAGGUAACCCUGACCCACCCUGGUACCUCUUCCAGAUAACUGACCCCGACAUUUACGUUUUACAUUUUAGUUAUUUAGCAGACGCUCUUAUCCAGAGCGACUUACAGUUAGUGCAUUAAUCUUAAGAUAGCUAGGUGGGACAACCACAUAUCACAGUAGGAUUUCAGGUGCUUUCGGAUGAUGGGCAGGGACUCUGCUGUCCUAGCUUCAGGGGGAAGCUGGUUCCACCGUUGGGGUGCCAGGACAGAGCAUAGCUAGGACUGGGCUGAGUGGGAGCUGCCCUCCCCUAGGGGUGGGAGGGCCAAGAGACCAGAGGUGGCAGAACGGAGUGCUCUGGUUGGGGUGUAGGGUUUGAGCAUAGCCUGGAGAUAGGGCGGGGCAGUUCCUCUUGCUGCUCCGUAGGCAAGCAGCAUGGUCUUGCAGUGGAUGCGAGCUUCGACUGGAAGCCAGUGGAGUAUGCAGAGGAGCGGGGUGACAUGGGAGAACAUGUCACCCCGCUGCAGCAUUCUGGGAGAACAUGUUACCCCGCUGCAGCAUUCUGGGAGAACAUGUCACCCCGCUGCAGCAUUCUGGGAGAACAUGUCACCCCACUGCAUCAUUCUGGGUAAGUUGCAGGGGUUUGAUGGCACAAGCGGGGAGCCCAGCCAAAAGCGAAUUGCAGUAGUCCAGAUGGGAGAUGACAAAUGCCUGGAUUAGGACCUGUGCCGCUUCCUGUGUGAGGUAGGGUCGUACUCUACGCAUGUUGUAGAGCUUGAAUCUGCAGGAGUGAGUCACUGCUUUGAUGUUUGCAGAGAACGACAGGGUGUUGUCCAGGGUCACGCCAAGGUUCUUUGCACUCUGGGAGGGUGACACUGUGGCGUUGUCACCCGUGAUGGCGAGGUCUUUGAGCGGGAAGGCCUUCCCUGGGAGGAAUAGCAGCUCUGUCUUGUUGAGCUUGAGGUGGUGGACCGAAAUCCAAGCUGAAGAGGGAAGGAAAAAAGUAGUUGAGUGUCAUUCACAUAGCAAUGAUAGGAGAGACCAUGUGAGGUUCUGACGAAGCUGAGUGACUUGGUGUAUAGAGAGAAGAGGAGAGGGCAUAGAACCGUGUCCUGGGGGACACCAGUAGUGAGAGUACGUGGUGCAGACACAGAUCCUCUCCACGUCACCUGAUAGGAGCGGCCUGCCAGGUAGGAUGCAAUCCAAGAGUGUGCAGAGCCUGAGACGCCCAGCCCUGGGGUGGAGAGGAGGAUCUGAUGGUUCACGGUAUCGAAGGCAGCGACUAGAUCUAAGAGGAUGAGAACAGAGGAUAGAGAGUCAGCUUUGAUAGUGCGGAGAUCCUCCAAGACACAGAAAAGAACAGUCUCGGUUGAGUGACCCGUCUUGAAGCCUGACUGGUUAGGGUCAAGAUGAUCAUUCUGAGAGAGUUGAUCAGAGACAGCACGCUCAAGUGUUUUGGAAAGAAAAGAAAGAAGGGAUACAGGUCUAUCGUUUUUGACGUCAGAUGAGUCAAGUGUUUGUUUCUUUAGGAGGGGAGUGACUAGAGCCAUUUUUAAGUCAGAGGGGGGAAGGUGGUCAAGGAUGAGGGAAGUGAUGAAUGGGAGAAGGUCUCCAGAGAUGGUCUGGAGAAGGGAGGAAGGGAUGGGGUUGAACGGGCAGAUUGUCGGGCGGCCAGACGUCACUAGUCACAGGAUGUCAUCUGGAGAGAGAGGGGAGAAAGAGGUCAUGGCGUAGGGUAGUUCUGUGUGAGUGGGACCAGAGAACUCAAUAGGCUGAGUGAAUGAGGAACAGAUGUCGUCAACCUUCUUUCAAAGGGGUUGACAAAGUUGUCCGCAGAGAGGGAGGAGGGAGGGGGAGGGGUUAGAAGACUAAGGAGGGAGGAGAAGGUGGAAAAUAGUUUCCUAGGGCUAGAGGCAUAAGUUUGAAAUGUAGAAUGGUAGAAAAUGGCUUUAGCAGCAGAUACAGAGGAAAGGAAGGUAGAGAGGAGGGAGUGGAAGGAUGGCUUUAGCAGCAGAUACAGAGGAAGAGAAGGUAGAGAGGAGGGAGUGGAAGGAUGGCUUUAGCAGCAGAUACAGAGGAAGAGAAGGUAGAGAGGAGGGAGUGGAAGGAUGGCUUUAGCAGCAGAUACAGAGGAAGAGAAGGUAGAGAGGAGGGAGUGGAAUGAUGGCUUUAGCAGCAGAUAGAGGAAGAGAAGGUAGAGAGGAGGGAGUGGAAGGAUGGCUUUAGCAGCAGAUACAGAGGAAGAGAAGGUAGAGAGGAGGGAGUGGAAGGAUGGCUUUAGCAGCAGAUAGAGGAAGAGAAGGUAGAGAGGAGGGAGUGGAAGGAUGGCUUUAGCAGCAGAUACAGAGGAAGAGAAGGUAGAGAGGAGGGAGUGGAAGGAUGGCUUUAGCAGCAGAUACAGAGGAAAAGAAGGUAGAGAGGAGGGAGUGGAAGGAUGGCUUUAGCAGCAGAUACAGAGGAAGAGAAGGUAGAGAGGAGGGAGUGGAAGGAUGGCUUUAGCAGCAGAUACAGAGGAAGAGAAGGUAGAGAGGAGGGAGUGGAAGGAUGGCUUUAGCAGCAGAUACAGAGGAAGAGAAGGUAGAGAGGAGGGAGUGGAAGGAUGGCUUUAGCAGCAGAUACAGAGGAAGAGAAGGUAGAGAGGAGGGAGUGGAAGGAUGGCUUUAGCAGCAGAAACAGAGGAAGAGAAGGUAGAGAGGAGGGAGUGGAAGGCUGGCUUUAGCAGCAGAUACAGAGGAAGAGAAGGUAGAGAGGAGGGAGUGGAAGGAUGGCUUUAGCAGCAGAUACAGAGGAAGAGAAGGUAGAGAGGAGGGAGUGGAAGGAUGGCUUUAGCAGCAGAAACAGAGGAAGAGAAGGUAGAGAGGAGGGAGUGGAAGGAUGGCUUUAGCAGCAGAUACAGAGGAAGAGAAGGUAGAGAGGAGGGAGUGGAAGGAUGGCUUUAGCAGCAGAUACAGAGGAAGAGAAGGUAGAGAGGAGGGAGUGGAAGGAUGGCUUUAGCAGCAGAAACAGAGGAAGAGAAGGUAGAGAGGAGGGAGUGGAAGGAUGGCUUUAGCAGCAGAUACAGAGGAAGAGAAGGUAGAGAGGAGGGAGUGGAAGGAUGGCUUUAGCAGCAGAUACAGAGGAAGAGAAGGUAGAGAGGAGGGAGUGGAAGGAUGGCUUUAGCAGCAGAUACAGAGGAAGAGAAGGUAGAGAGGAGGGAGUGGAAGGAUGGCUUUAGCAGCAGAUACAGAGGAAGAGAAGGUAGAGAGGAGGGAGUGGAAGGAUGUUUAGUUUUCCUCCAUUUUCACUCCACUGCCUGCAGGCCUGUUCUGUACAUUCAGUCAGUCAGCCACGGAGCAGGAGGGGAGGGCCGAGCCAGCUUGAGGAAAGAGGAAAGUGUGAGUCAUAGCAUGUGGAAAGGGAGGAUAGUAGGGUCGAAGAGACAGAGUUAGGAGACAGGAUGGAGAAGGAUUUAGUAGAAGGGAGAGAUGAUAGGAUAGGAUAGGAUAGGAUAGAAGAGGAGAGAGUAGUGGGAGAGAGAGAGCGAAGAUUGCGACGUUGCAUGACCAUCUGGGUAGGGGGAAAGGGAGACAGAAAUGGAAACAAAGUAGUGAUCACAGCCUGUAGUAAAGAUGAGGUCAAUCGUAUUGCCUGCCUUGCGAGUUGGAGAGGAUUGGGAAAGGGUGAGGUCAAAAGUGGCAAGGAGGGAAAAGAGAGAGUUGGAAAAAAAUGAAUCGAAGGCAGACAUCAGGAGGUUAAAGUUGCCAAGUACGAAGAGCAGUGAGCCAUCAUCAGGAAAUGAGCUUAUCAAGGUGUCAAGCUAAUUGAGGAACUCUCCAAGGGCACCUGGUGGGCAAUACAUGAAAUUAAUGUUAAGCUUGAGUGGACAAGAGACAUUGACAGCAUGGAAUUCAAAUGAGGAGAUGGACAGGUGAGAGAGGGAGAAAAGAGAAUCUCCAGUUAGGAGAAACGAGUAGCCCUGUGCCACUAUGGUGACGACCAGACCCUGAUACCUCUCUUCCAGGUAAUACUGACCCACCCUGAUACCCCUUCCAGGUAACCCUGAACCACCCUGAUACCUCUUCCAAGUAACCCGAACCCACCUCGAUACCUCUUCCAGGUAACCCUGACCCUAACCUUUCUGGCUCUUGUGCCAGAAAGCCUGUUUUAAUAUGUGCCGCGGCAUUGAGGGCUUCCACCAUUUUUAAGUAUUUUUAUUUUGUAUUUAUUAAGGAUCCCCAGUAGAGGCAGCAGCUACUCUUCCUGGGGUCCAGCAACAUUAUGGCAGUUAUAUACAAUAAAAAAUAUUACAUGACAUUACAUUUCAUAACACUUUUCACAACACAUUAUUAAGUGUGUGCUCUUAGGCCACUACUCUACUACCACAUAUCUACAAUACAAAAUCGUGGUAGUAGAGGUCUGUGUAUAUUUGUAAACAACAGCUGGUGCACAAAAUCAAAUACUAAGGAAGUCUCGAGGUUUUGCUCGCCUGAGGUAGAGUAUCUUAUGAUAAGCUGUAGACCACACUAUUUACCAAGAGAGUUUUCAUCUAUAUUUUUCAUAGCUGUCUAUUUACCACCACAAACCAAUGCUGGCAUUAAGAUUGCACUGAAUGAGUUGUACAAGGCCAUUAAUCAACAGGAAAACGCUCAUCCAGAUGCAGCGCUCCUAGUAGCCGGGGACUUUAAUGCAGGGAAACUUAAAUCCGUUCUACCUAAUUUCUACCAGCAUGUUAAAUGUGCAACCAGAGGGAAAAAAACUCUAGACCACCUUUACUCCACACACAGAGACGCAUACAAAGCUCUCCCUCGCCCUCCAUUUGGCAAAUCUGACCAUAACUCUAUCCUCCUGAUUCCUGCUUAUAAGCAAAAACUGAAGCAGGAAGCACCAGUGAUUCGGUUAAUAAAAAAGUGGUCAGAUGACGCAGAUGCUAAGCUACAGGACUGUUUUGCUAGCACAGACUGGAACAUGUUCCGGGAUUCUUCAGACAGCAUUGAGGAGUACACCACAUCAGUCACUGGCUUCAUCAAUAAGUGCAUCGAUGAUGUCGUCCCCACAGUGACCGUACGUACAUACCCCAACCAGAAACCAUGGAUUACAGGAAACAUCCGCACUGAGCUAAAGGGUAGAGCUGCCGCUUUCAAGGAACGGGACUCUAACCCGGACGCUUAUAAGAAAUCCCGCUAUGACCUCCGACGAACCAUCAAACAGGCAAAGAGUCAAUACAGGUCUAAGAUUGAAUCAUACUACACUGGCUCUGACGCUCGUCGGAUGUGGCAGGGCUUGAAAACUAUUACAGACUACAAAGGGAAGCACAGCCGCGAGCUGCCCAGUGACACAAGCCUACCAGACGAGCUAAACCACUUCUAUGCUCGCUUCGAGGCAAGCAACACUGAAGCAUGCAUGAGAGCACCAGCUGUUCCGGACGACUAUGUGAUCACGCUCUCCGUAGCCGAUGUGAGUAAGACUUUUAAGCAGGUCAACAUUCACAAGGCCGCAGGGCCAGACGGAUUACCAGGACGUGUACUCCGAGCAUGUGCUGACCAACUGGCAAGUGUCUUCACUGACAUUUUCAACAUGUCCCUGACUGAGUCUGUAAUACCAACAUGUUUCAAGCAGACCACCAUAGUCCCCGUGCCCAAGAACUCUAAGAUAACCUGCCUAAAUGACUACCGACCCGUAGCACUGACGUCUGUAGCCAUGAAGUGCUUUGAAAGACUGGUCAUGGCUCACAUCAACAGCAUAAUCCCAGAAACCCUAGACCCACUCCAAUUUGCAUACCGCCCCAACAGAUCCACAAAUGAUGCAAUCUCUAUCGCACUCCACACUGCCCUUUCCCACCUGGACAAGAGGAACACCUACGUGAGAAUGCUAUUCAUUGACUACAGCUCAGCAUUCAACACCAUAGUGCCCUCUAAGCUCAUCACUAAGCUAAGGAUCCUGGGACUAAACACCUCCCUCUGCAACUGGAUCCUGGACUUCCUGACGGGCCGCCCCCAGGUGGUAAGGGUAGGUAACAACACAUCUGCCACACUGAUCCUCAACACGGGGGCCCCUCAGGGGUGCGUGCUCAGUCCCCUCCUGUACUCUCUGUUCACCCAUGACUGCAUGGCCAGGCACGACUCCAACACCAUCAUUAAGUUUGCCGACGACACAACAGUGGUAGGCCUGAUCACCGACAACGAUGAGACAGCCUAUAGGGAGGAGGUCAGAGAUCUGGCCGUGUGGUGCCAGGACAACAACCUCUCCCUCAACGUGACCAAGACAAAGGAGAUGAUUGUGGACUACAGGAAAAAAAAGAGGACUGAGCACGCCCCCAUUCUCAUCGACGGGGCUGUAGUGGAACAGGUUGAGAGCUUCAAGUUCCUUGGUGUCCACAUCACCAACGAACUAUCAUGGUCCAAACACACCAAGACAGUCGUGAAGAGGGCACGACAAAGCCUAUUCUCCCUCAGGAGACUAAAAAGAUUUGGCAUGGGUCCUCAGAUCCUCAAAAAAUUCUACAGCUGCACCAUCGAGAGCAUCCUGACUGGUUGCAUCACCGCCUGGUAUGGCAACUGCUUGGCCUCUGACCGCAAGGCACUACAGAGGGUAGUGCGUACGGCCCAGUACAUCACUGGGGCAAAGCUCCCUGCCAUCCAGGACCUCUAUACCAGGCGGUGUCAGAGGAAGGCCCUCAAAAUUGUCAAAGACUCCAGCCACCCUAGUCAUAGACUGUUCUCUCUGCUACCGCACGGCAAGCGGUACCGGAGUGCCAAGUCUAGGUCCAAAAGACUUCUCAACAGCUUCUACCCCCAAGCCAUAAGACUCCUGAACAGCUAAUCAUGGCUACCCGGACUAUUUGCACUGCCCCCCCCACCCCAUCCUUUUUACGCUGCUGCUACUCUGUUAAGUAAGUAUUUAUGCAUAGUCACUUUAACUCUACCCACAUGUACAUAUUACCUCAACUACCUCAACUAGCCGGUGCCCCCGCACAUUGACUCUGCAACGGUACCCCCCUGUAUAUAUAGCCUCCCUACUGUCACUUUAUUUUACUGUAUAUAUAGCCUCCCUACUGUCACUUUAUUUUACUUCUGCUCUUUUUUUCUCAACACUUUUUUUGUUGUUGUUUUAUUCUUACUUUUUUGUUUAAAAUAAAUGCACUGUUGGUUAAGGGCUGUAAGUAAGCAUUUCACUGUAAUGUCUGCACCUGUUGUAUUCGGCGCAUGUGACCAAUAAAAUUUGAUUUGAUUUGAUUUGAUUUGAAAUCCAUGUGUACAGUGGGGGAAAAAAGUAUUUAGUCAGCCACCAAUUGUGCAUGUUCUCCCACUUAAAAAGAUGAGAGAGGCCUGUAAUUUUCAUCAUAGGUACACACCAACUAUGACAGACAAAUUGAGGGAAAAAAAUCCAGAAAAUCACAUUGUAGGAUUUUUAAUGAAUUUAUUUGCAAAUUAUGGUGGAAAAUAAGUAUUUGGUCACCUACAAACAAGCAAGAUUUCUGACUCUCACAGACCUGUAACUUCUUCUUUAAGAGGCUCCUCUGUCCUCCACUCGUUACCUGUAUUAAUGGCACCUGUUUGAACUUGUUAUCAGUAUAAAAUACACCUGUCCACAACCUCAAACAGUCACACUCCAAACUCCACUAUGGCCAAGACCAAAGAGCUGUCAAAGGACACCAGAAACAAAAUUGUAGACCUGCACCAGGCUGGGAAGACUGAAUCUGCAAUAGGUAAGCAGCUUGGUUUGAAGAAAUCAACUGUGGGAGCAAUUAUUAGGAAAUUGAAGACAUACAAGACCACUGAUAAUCUCCCUCGAUCUGGGGCUCCACGCAAGAUCUCACCCCGUGGGGUCAAAGUGAUCACAAGAACGGUGAGCAAAAAUCCCAGAACCACACGGGGGGACCUAGUGAAUUACCUGCAGAGAGCUGGGACCAAAGUAACAAAGCCUACCAUCAGUAACACACUAUGCCGCCAGGGACUCAAAUCCUGCAGUGCCAGACGUGUCCCCCUGCUUAAGCCAGUACAUGUCCAGGCCCGUCUGAAGUUUGCUAGAGUGCAUUUGGAUGAUCCAGAAGAGGAUUGGGAGAAUGUCAUAUGGUCAGAUGAAACCAAAAUAGAACCUUUUGGUGAAAACUCAACUCGUCGUGUUUGGAGGACAAAGAAUGCUGAGUUGCAUCCAAAGAACACCAUACCUACUGUGAAGCAUGGGGGUGGAAACAUCAUGCUUUGGGGCUGUUUUUCUGCAAAGGGACGACUGAUCCGUGUAAAGGAAAGAAUGAAUGGGGCCAUGUAUCGUGAGAUUUUGAGUGAAAACCUCCUUCCAUCAGCAAGGGCAUUGAAGAUGAAACGUGGCUGGGUCUUUCAGCAUGACAAUGAUCCCAAACACACCGCCCGGGCAACGAAGGAUUGGCUUCGUAAGAAGCAUUUCAAGGUCCUGGAGUGGCCUAGCCAGUCUCCAGAUCUCAACCCCAUAGAAAAUCUUUGGAGUGAGUUGAAAGUCUGUGUUGCCCAGCGACAGCCCCAAAACAUCACUGCUCUAAAGGAGAUCUGUAUGGAGGAAUGGGCCAAAAUACCAGCAAUAGUAUGUGAAAAUCUUGUGAAGACUUAGUGAAAACUUUUGACCUGUGUCAUUGCCAACAAAGGGUAUAUAACAAAGUAUUGAGAAACUUUUGUUAUUGACCAAAUACUUAUUUUCCACCAUAAUUUGCAAAUACAUUCAUUAAAAAUCCUACAAUGUGAUUUUCUGGAUUUUGUUUUCUCAUUUUGUCUGUCAUAGUUGACGUGUACCUAUGAUGAAAAUUACAGGCCUCUCUCAUCUUUUUAAUAAUAAUAAUAAUAAUAUGCCAUUUAGCAGACGCUUUUAUCCAAAGCGACUUACAGUCAUGCGUGCAUACAUUUGUUUUUGUGUAUGGGUGGUCCCGGGGAUCGAACCCACUACCUUGGCGUUACAAGCGCCGUGCUCUACCAGCUGAGCUACAGAGAACCACUUUUUAAGUGGGAGAACUUGCACAAUUGGUGGCUGACUAAAUACUUUUUUCCCCCACUGUACAUAGACACGCUGGCUCUACUCAAAGCCAGUGAGUGGCAUGUCAUUAGUAAAGAUUUUAAAAAGUAAGGGGCCUAGACAGCUGUCCUGGGGAAUUCCUGAUUCUACCUGGAUUAUGUUGGAGAGGCUUCCAUUAAAGAACACCCUCUGUGUUCUGUUAGACAGAUUUAUCCACAAUAUAGCAGGGGGUGUAAAGCCAGAACACAUUAGUUUUUCCAGCAGCAGACUGUAAUUGAUAAUGUCAAAAGCUGCACUGAAGUCUAACAAAACAGCUCCCACAAUCUUUUUAUCAUCAAUUUCUCUCAGCCAAUCAUCAGUCAUGUGUGAAAGUGCCAUGCAUGUUGAUUGUCCUUCCCUAUAAGCUUGCUAAAAGUCUGUUGUCAAUUUGUUUACUGUAAAAUAGCAUUGUAUCUGGUCAAACACAUUUUGUUCCCAAAGUUUACCACGGGUUGGUGACAGGCUGAUUAGUUGGCUAUUUGAGCCAGUAAAGGGGGCUUUACUAUUCUUGGGUAGUGGAAUGACACUUGCCUACCUCCAGGCCUGAGGGCACGCUUUCUUGUAGGCUUAGAUUGAGGAGUGGCAAUAUUGUCCUCUAUUAUCCUCAGUAAUUUCCCAUCCAAGUUGUCAGACCCAGGUGGCUUGUCAUUGUUGAUAGACAACAACAAAAAAUGUCACCUCUUCCACGCUCACUUUACCGAAUUCAAAAUUACAAUGCUUGUCUUUCAUAAUUUGGUCAGAAAUACUUGGAUGUGUAGUGUUUGCGUUUGUGGCAGGCAUGUCAUGCCUACGUUUGCUAAUCUUGCCAAUGAAAAAAUCAUUAAAGCAGUUGGCAAUAUCAGUGGGUUUUGUGAUGAAUGAGCCAUCUAAUUAAUGAAUGAAGGAGCCGAGUUUGCCUUUUUGCACAACAUUUAAUUUAAGUUGCUCCAAAGCUUUUUACUAACAUUAUUUGUCAUUUAUCUUUGUUUCAUAGUAUAGUUUCUUCUUCUUUUAAUUCAGUUUAGUCACAUGAUUUCUCAAUUCGCAGUACGUUUGCCAAUCGGUUGUGCUGCCAGACUUAUUUGCCAUUCCUUUUGCCUCAUCCCUCUCAACCAUACAUUUUUUCAGUUCCUCAUCAAUCCAUGGGGAUUUAAGUUUUUACAGUCAUUUUCUUAAUGGGUGCAUGCUUAUUAGUAACUUGAAUAAGCUAUUUCAUAAAUGUGUCAAGUGCAGCGUCUGGUUGCUCCUCAUUACACACCACAGACCAGUGAAUAUUAUUUACAUCAACAACAUAGGAAUCACUACAAAACGUAUUGUAUGACCUCUUAUAAACUAUAUUAGGCCCAGCCUUUGGAACUUUGGUUUCCCUAGAUAUGGCUACUGUAUUGUGAUCACUACAUCCAAUGGAUCUGGAUACUGCUUUCAAGCACAUUUCUGCAGCAUUAGUAAAGAUGUGAUCAAAACAUGUUGAUGAUUUCAUUCCUGUUCAGGUUGUAAAUACCCUGGUAGGUUGACUGAUAAUCUGAACCAGGUUGCAGGCACUGGUUACAGUUUGAACCUUUUUCUUGAGUGGGCAGCUUGAGGAAAGCCAGUCAAUAUUUAGGUCACCCAGAAAAUAUACAGCUCUAUUGAUAUCACAUACAUUAUCAAGCAUUUCACACGUUAUCCAGAUACUGACUGUUAGCACUUGGUGGUCUAUAGCAGCUUCCCACCAGAAUGGGCUUUAGGUGAGGCAGGUGAACCUGUAGCCAUAUUACUUCAACAGUAUUUAACAAGAGAUCCUCUCUAAGCUUUACAGGAAUUUGGCUCUGAAUGUAGACUGCAACACUGCCCCCAUUGGCAUUUCCUUCUUUUCUGUAGAUGUUAUAACCAUGUAUUGCUACCACUGUAUCAUCAGAGGUAUUAUCUAAGUGAGUUUCAGAGAUAGUUAGAAUAUUAAUGUAAUCUGUUACUAGCAAGUUAUUGAUUUCAUGAACCUUGUUUCUUAGGCUACAUAUGUUAAUGUGGCUAUUUCUACCACUUUUCUGGGAUGCUUGAUUGAUUUUAUUGCUUUUCUGGGAAGCUUAUCAGAAGUAGACAUUCUCAUGUUAUUUAUGUUGGAGCUGAUAGUGCAGGGUGAGCUGCACACAGUGGACUUCCUACUAGGGCACACGUCCUCAGUGCUAACAGUAUAACUCUGGUUAAUAGUCAUAUGAUUACUGCAUACAAUAGCUGUAGGAUCAGCAGAGGCAUUCAGGGCAGUUAGAGGGACAUCAAUUAGGUUACUUACAUUGUGUCUUCCAACGCCCCAGGGAUAAUGUACAUUUGCUGCAGUAUUAUGACAACUCAGCGACACUAUGGUAGGGAUUAUCUGAGCUGGGCUUGGGUCAUUGAUAAGUCAUUGUCUCAAUGCAGCUUUGAAAUGCGUGUACAGAGUCCAGGAGCCAAGAUGGUUUGGAUGGACUCUGUCAUUCCUGUGGAGCAUCUUCUGUUUCCAGAAGGUGUCAAAGUUAUCUAUGAAAGUUAUUACAACAGAGCUACAGUAAUAUUUUAGCCAGGUGUGUAAUGCCAGUAGCCUGCUGAAUCUUUCACACCCACGGCCCAACAAUGGUAGUCAACUGGGUGGGGCUAUGGAUUAAGGAUGGAUCACAGAAUUCCAUCUAAGUCAGCAGGAGGUGGGUCAGCCAAUGAAUUAACUGAUGAGAAACAUUCCAUAACCUGCAGGUGGCAGUAAAAUCACCAACCUUGGCUUUAAUACGUAACCUGUUCAGACAACACCCUCCAGUGGCAGUAAAUCACCAACCUUGGCUUUAUACCUGUUCAGACAACACCCUCCAGGUGGCAUUAAAUCACCAACCUUGUGCUUUAUACCUGUUCGACAACCCCAGGUGGCAGUAAAUCACCAACCUUGGCUUUAUACCUUUCAGACAAACACCCUCCAGGGGGCAGUAAAAUCACCAACCUUGGCUUUAUACCUGUUUCAGAACCAACACCCUCCAGGGGGCAGUAAAUCAACCAAACCUUGGCUUUAAUACCUGUUCAGACAACACCCCGGGCAGUAAUCCCCAAACCUUGGCUUUAUCCUGUCAACAAACCCUCCAGGUGGCAGUAAUCCCAACCUUGUGCUUUAACCUGUUCAGCACACACCCUCCAGGGGCAAAAAUCACCAACCUUGGCUUUAUUACCGUUCAACAACACCCUCCAGGGGGCAGUAAAUCCCCAAACCCUUUGGCUUUAUACCUGUUUCAACAAACACCCUCCGGGUGGCGUAAUCACAACCUUGGCUUUAUCCUGUUUCAGAUUACAACACACCUCCGCACAGUGGGUGGUAUGCAACUGUUUCAGUUUGUUUAUGAACUCCAAACUCUCCUAGAAGGAAAGAAAUUGACUCCCCUUGAAAUGGAGGAGCCCUCAAAGGCGCUGCCCAUGCUGUCACGAAGGCCAGUGUUGGUGGAGAUGGGCACAGUGGCCCUUAUUCCUAACCCAUUUCCUACUAUAUUAUCCAGUAGCAUACUCCUUUAAUAUGUGCACUGCACUAUACAAAUGGCCCCUUUUCACUGUUCAUAGAUUUCAGUCACAUGACUUUGAUCUUUCUUUCCAGUUGUUGUUGGUAUUUGUUAUUAUUGGUUUGUUGAUUGUUGUGUGUUACAGAGGAGAUCCAAACUUUGGGGGGAGGUGUCUGAGCCUCGGCCCAGGCAGAGUAGCCCUGAGGAGGGCAGACUGACUGCCGUGGGUGGUGGUGGGCUGGAGCUGGCCUCACGUCUCCAGUUACUGAGUAAAGACUCCCACUCACUGGGGGAGGAGCCUGCAGCAAUGGACCCUGGACGCAGGUCCCCUGUUGGCGGAGCA